GAGAUGGAGUGAGAGAGAUAGAGCAAGAAGGAGAGAGAGGGAGGGAGAGCAGAGGAGAGAGCCAGAGGGAGUGAUACAGAGAGAGAGAGCGAGAAAGAGAGAGAGAGAGCAAAAAGGGAGGGGAGUUUAAACUAAGUGCUAUGUUGUGGGACAGGCUAAUCUGCUAGCGAGCAGUGUGAGGAUCGGAGCGUAUUGUGUGAGCCAGUGUGCGGGGGACAGAUAAGGGAGCCAGCCAGCCCGCCAGCCCGACCCACCGACCCACCGUCCGCCUGACUGCCUGUUUUAAUGUGCUGACUCUGGGGAGAUUUAAAAAAAAAAGAAGCAGCAUAUUGACUCCUAAGACGUGUGCGGAGACCCUGGGCACAAAACGCCACCACUACAGCCACAACAGCCAGCAGAGGUGCAUCACCAGACAAGGGAAAGAGAGAGAGAGACAAGAAACAGAGCUCUGAUAAGUCACAACUCCAAAAAAAUCUGAAAAUUAAAGAGGAUUUUUACCCCUCUUUUUUUUCCAAUUGAUUUUUUUCUUUCCUUCUUUCUUUUUUUUUCUUACCCGGACUGACUCCCAACCUUAUAGAAAGAAAGAAGGGGGGAGCAAAAGAACUGAAGAGAAUCUGAAAAAAUUUACAGGACAGAACAAAAGAAAAAUACGCACCAAAUCUGAACAUGUUCGAAAUAAGCCGAACACUCAACGCCGCUUUGUUGAGCAAUGAGGUAAAGAGAUAUUUCCAUUUUGCUUCUUUCUUCACACCUCACCUGUGUAUGUCUGCUGCCAACCAUUCUGUCAUGUGUGUCUUAUAUGUCCGUGCAUGUGUGCGUCUGUACACUUGUGUAUGCUCAUAGCCAAAAAAACAGAGGGGAUGAUUGAUUACAGCAGCUGCUUAUUAGUGUAUAUUUCCUGGACAUGGUAUUCUGGAUGAAGAAGAAGAAGAAGAGGGGACCGCCACGUUUCUGGAGAGCUAGUAUCUAGACUUAAGAUAUUUCCAGUGUAACAAAACCAAGGUAGCUAUCAGACCCUUGCAGCACAGGCUUGCUUGUGAAAUUGCCCACCUGGGGCUAAAAUUGUAUGUGUGCUCUCAUGCAAACGUAUAGUGUGGCUGUAAGUGCGGGUGGGUUUGACUGUAUGUGCCUUCACACAUGCAUUUGUGUGAGAGCAAAGUGUUCUGUAAUCCCCCUCUACCUCCUCAUUCUUCAUCCCCCCUCCCUAAACUCCCUCUUCUGUCCUUUACCAUCCUCGUGUCCUUCCUACCUGCUGUUAUCUGCUCUCCUUCCCUCCUCUCACACCCCUACCUUUUCUCUUUUACCCCCUCUCUCCCUCUCCCUCUUCCUCUUUUUUCUCCUCCCCUCUCCUCCUGUGUCUGUGUAUGAGCGUGUGUGUUCUGUGAGCAGCAUCUCAAGAUGAUGGCGAGGUGCGGGCAGCUCUCGGGACUAGCAGCCAGUGGCGUGGGCUCCGUCCCCGAGACGCACUCGCCGCUAUUUCCCAGGGAUCUCCUGUCAUCGCCAGCCCAGAUGGGCUACAGGUCACCCCUGGUAAGAGGAUAGACGGACCAAUAUAUCUCUGUCUCUUUAAUGAACACAGGCAAUAGGAAGAAAGGAGUAAAAGAAAACAGCGAUAGUUUUGUGGAUCUGUGUGUGAGAAAAGAGCAAAAGGGCAAAAAGAGAGCAAAUCAAUUGUGGGAUUCCGCCUGUAUCCCCAGUGGAUGAUAUUAGUAAAUAUUUACAUUGUUAUGUUUGUUCAAUUAUGGACGCCUACUCCGUCUUUAGCCUCUGCCAGUCAGGAUGUUAUCAGGGGAAUUUGAGGUGUUAGCGUGUGUGCACACGCGUGUGAGUGUGUUUGUGCGGGUAAAAUAUAUUUUAUGGUUUUUAUUAUGAGAAUUCUGACAUUUUCUCUUGUAUUUGCAGAAAUGUUUUUUUGCCUCAUGAUGGUGAAUUGAAUUUUGGAGUAAAGAUAUAACUAGAUAUCAGCAGUACACCUAAAAAGCUAUCGUUUUUACUGUUUUUGGAAAGAAAGUAUAAAGUAGAUUUUCUCAGGAGAGAUAUAGUCGUGUUUCUUUGUGACGGAUUUCUAUAUUAUUUAUUUCCAAAAACACAUCAGAGAAGUCACAGAUUGAGCAGCUAUAUAAUACACAGAUUGGAUAUUUUGCAUUGGAGGCAAAAUUACUCUGGCAUUUCCAUAGAAAAUAUGACUUCAAGGGAAAGGGAAUGAGAGAGGAAGAAGGGCCAUGAGAAAAACCCUGAGCGUUUAGGCAAAAAAAAAAAAAAAAAAGCGUUGUAAGAAAAUCCCUGACUCGCCGCAUUAAAGCGACAUGAAGCUGUGGGUGUCUAAUCCGCUGUGGGCUCUUCAUUGGUUCGGCUCCCCUUCAAACUGGCUCAGAUCCACACCCCAGAGCCUCCCGGAAGCCUUCAUAACCCACUGUCAUGCUGCUGACUGUACCCAGGGGUUUCCGUCAACUGUAUGCAAAUGAACGGUGGAGGAUAAGCUGUGAAAUGCGUCUGUUAGGAGUUGGGCUUCAAAAAUGUUUUUCCCAGUUUUUCUACUCUGCUUUCUCGCACGAGUUCAAAGACGUCUGUCCAGUGUUUUUGUUGUUAUUAUACAGCACACAAAAGUACUGCGUUUUUCCAGAGCCCAUUAAGACUCACAACAGUGUUAUCUGCUGUUUGCAUAAAGCUGCUGGACCGUAAAUUAUUUGUUGAAACCAGUGGAACUAAUCAGCUGAAUUCAUUAUAUAAAUAUGAUUGACAUUUGAACAUAUUAUGAUGCAUCUUAUCGCCAUCUUAUUAAACGGUAUAACAGAAUUUCGAGUGAUUAAUAAACAGCUUGAUGACCAGAUGACUACAUGCAAGUCAUGCUAAAUUUAUCAACAGGGUAGAAAUGAUUUAAAUGGAAAAAGUAACAACAAAAUGAUUUCAAAACAUUAUUAUUUUGAGCCAAGUGACUACGAGUUCCUCAUUAUCCACACUUUCAGGCGGCUAAAAUGGUUUCGUGAUGGUUUUAUUUUUGUGAUUUCGUGCAUUUGUCAUCAACAUGUUGCUAGUGAUGAGGCAUGGGUUGAAAAACGUGUGUGUGUGUGUGUGUUGUUAGUGUGUGCAUGCGCAUGAUUCCCCUGGUUAAAAAAGAUCAUCGUUAUAGUGAUUAAUAGUGCCUUCAUUAAGCACAGCAAGAUCAUUUGCAUACAUUAGAUAAAUGUGCUCCAAGAUUCUAGUGGCUUUGGUGUGUGACGCCUCAAAUGCAGCAUCUCAUAUUUUACUAUCAAGCGGAAAUACGACGUUUUAAUGGCAGUAAGACACUGCUCUGUGAAUCAAAAUUUGGAAUAAAUUCAUUGUAGCAUAAAUCAGUUGUUUUGACCCUGAAUCGUCCUGUUUUUAAACCAUUGAUGUUUAAAGUUAAAGCACCCAAGUGUAUUUUAAUUUAAUGCAGCACUGCAUGAAAUGAGUGCUUUGAUAAAUGAAUAAAUAGCGAGAUGGUUUGGUCCUCGAAAACACUACCCGCCUGCAGCAAAGUUUACCAUUUCUUCCCCUGGCACCACUGUGUGUUCAGUUUGUUUAGAGCAUUCUCUGUGUGUGUGUGUGUGUGUGUGUGUGUGUGUGUGUGUGUGUGUGUGUGUGUGUGUGUGUGUGUGUGUGUGUGUGUGUGUGUGUGCGUGCGUGUGUGUUUUCUCUACAUGACUUGUCUUUUCUGUGAGUGUGUGUGUUCGUGUUUCCAGUGAUACAUCUUUCAAGCUCUAGGACAGUUUGUAUAAAAGAGCAUUCAAAGAAAUAAAUUAUGAAACCACCAGGCACACAGAGGAGAGAUUCAGCAUGCAAUUAAUGACAUUUCGAGGGCCUUUUUCUCUGGUUUGAAAAAAAAAAAAAGGAAAAACAAGCAUCCAUAGUAUCAGUUUACAGGCAUUAGGAUGACCGGGCAAUCUUAGCCACGUCACCUUACGCAAAGCAGAUAAAACUAGAAAAGCAUGUGGGCAAAAACCAGGCAGCUAAUUAUUCCGUAUUUCAGUCACUGAGAUCUAAUUUUCAAAAAGCCCACAUCUUAAAACCUGCAGUGCGCCGUGCUUCAGAGCUGAAUGCUGUUAAUUUGUAGAAAGCUCCACUGAUUACCCACUGCAGGCAGCUGCCGUUCUCUAUGUGACACCAGGCUUUGUUUGACAACUCCAAUCUUUUCUGUUUCAACAUUAAAAAAAAGAGGGAUUUGCUUUUUUAGACCUGCCUGAAGAGGUUCAUCACCACCACGACAACAAACAGGCAAAGACAGAGGAAGAGAAGUAGAAAGGGGGGGGACACAGAAGCUCGCGAAGCAGCCAGGAGAUGGUUAGAGGUCAUCUCUAUUUCAUAACAAUGAUUAGCUCCUUCCAUCUGCCCGCUUUGUGCACUUCCCCUUUCCUUGAUUGCAGUGUUCUCAAUAUCCAGGAAAUUAGUUCAUUUAUGUUCCACAAGCCUGCUGCUCAACGCCACAGAAAGGAGAAAGACGCAGCAAGAGAAACAAAGAGAAAAAUAACAACGAUUGUGCCACAAGUACAACAGUGGUUUUGGUUGAUUAAUGCAAGAAUGAAAAAAGCGAAUUGGCUUGUUGUGUCAUUAUUUAACUAAAAAAUACUGCUCGAAAAUGAGACUUACAAUGUUAGGAAUUAAAAAGUGCAAACAAGAAAAGGCCAAAAUAUUUCUUUUGUAUAAUUUCAGCUGGAUUUCUUUCGAAAUGUAACAACAGAUCAGCACAAUGGUGGUUUGAUUAAGUGUAGUGAUCAGGAGAGAUUUUAAGCCAAGAGGUGGUCAGAAAAACAAACAUGCUACUCAACCGUAUCAUACCUGCAGUAGAUAUUCGUGCAGCACAUUAUUACCGUAUGAUAUGGCAGGAUUUAUAUUCAGCACCAGAUGAACGUAGACUGUGCAGAUAUGUGCAUGUCUGUAUAUCCUGUCAUAUUUGCUCUUGAUACAAGCACAUGUGGUCUGUCAGUAACGGGGAACACCGUGAGACUGAGAGAGACAACAAGGGGGGGCCUGAAGGGAUCAGAUCUGGUGGAGGGACUGCGCAUGUGUGCGUGUAUGUAUCUGCGUGUGUCUAUAUGUGUGUGUGUGUGUGUGUGUGUGUGUAUGUAUGUGUGUGUGUGCUGGCCACCAGUGCUGCAGGGAGGGCCCUGAGAUCAGCAGCUGAGCCUGUGUCCCGCUGGGAGCCAUCACUGCAGAAUGGAGCAGGUGUCUGCAGGCACAUACGCACACACGGACACUCACACACCCAUGAAAGCAAACGCACGCACACACACUGUAAAGCCAAGUGAACUCCCUCUUUCUCUUAACUGUAUCUUCAUCUCAGUCUGCGUAUGAUUUUUUUUUGUGUGUGUGUGCGUGUGUAUAUGUAUAUGUAUGUGUAUGUGUGUGUCUGGACUCCAAACCUUUUAAUUUGGACAACCCGCAGGGUGCAUUUUGUGUGUAUUUCAUCCCACAUCUUUUUGAUCAUUACCUAUUUUUACACACACUCUGGACUGUAGAUGAGAUGAAAAAAAGGGCUAGAGAUGUGGAUGUGAUCCACGAAGAACAGUGUACCUACAGAACAGCCUGCUGCAGCCUGUCAAGCGCCCACGCCCAGCCAAAGGUCACCUCUCUGUGUUUAGGUAUUUUGACCUGGAAGUAAUGACCUGUAAUUUCUCUGAGAGAAGUAGCAGUUGAGUCUGUGCUCGGGGCUGAUUGUAUCUUGACACUCGUGGCGAAACAAAAGCACACUGAUUAUGUCACCGCAACAGACGAGCAGCGAGGUGUUAUUAAAGAGGUGGGCGAAUAUUCAAAUGUAAACAAAAGGUUACCCCCCGCUCUAAAAACAAAAACUUCAAAUGAGAGGAUUUUAACCCAUUAUUAUUCCCUUUCCUGUUAUUUCUAUAACUGUAAGGUUUAACAUAACUAAUAUAGAGAUGUUUGCAUUUUCUAAGGACUGCCAUUGUUGUAAAAUCAACAAUAAAACACACUAUUUUCAUUGUCUGUUAAAAUGUACUUAUUCAACUAAAAAUCAGAAGGGAAGGUAUGUAAAUAACAAAGAAAGAUAUGUACAUCAAAGAUACGUAAAAACACACACACACACGCUUGUAAAUUGCAGCUAUUAUGGCAAAGCUUGCACACACACACACAUUUAUCAAAGUGAAUUGUGAUUAUAUAUGUGCGGUGAGCCUCUGAAAUGGACUGCAGAUUUACCUCAAGUCACUGGCUACAUUUCCACAAUUUAAUUGGUUGAAUAAACAAAAUAAUCUCACUUCCUGCUGUUCAUUUUUCUUCUUUAAUUCAAAAUUCUUAAAAAAAAAAUCCCAUCGCUGCUCUUUUGCUCGGUGGGGAAAAGCUUUUAAUUUCAGAGCUAAAAUUGUCGCCUCUCUUGGACAAUGUUUUCACACCCAGUUGCAGUUAUUUCAUUCGGCUUAAAAGGAUAAAUAGGGAGAGAAUAAUGAAACACACAAAACUGGAGAGAAGUUGUAUUGUGUAUUCGGAUUUGCUGAGUUUUCCGUAAUUUGCUAUUUGCAGUCAAACACUGCGAAUUUUAUUUUGGAGAAUUGAAAAGUGCCUCAGCCACAGAGUGACAGUGAGGUCUAAAUUCAGCUGAAUCUUAUGUCAUUUUAGGUCGCUAUAACAUUCAGUCAGGGGUGUGUAUUGAAUCAUGCAGAUUUACUGAAUUAAUUAUAAACCUGACAGUGAUGCCGAAAUGUGCUGUAGAUAUGUCAGCUGUAUAAAAUUUGACAAAGGAGGUAUUAGCCAAUGUGAGCCCUUUACUGACCUGUGUGCAAAUGUGAUAAUCUCACUUGGAUGGCUUCAGCUCAGUCAUCUCUUCAUCACAAAAGAGGAAAAAAAAGCUUAAUUCUAACAAAAAUCCUCUGACAAAUAGAACAUUAAAUGGUCUUUUGUUAGAAUUAUGUUACAGAUUUUGCCCUUUGUAGACCCCAAUUUGAGAUAUUAUGUUGAGCAGACACAUUUUGUAGGUGUAAAUUUCCUUUCAAGAGCGGUGUGUUGAGAAAAUGUGCCGUCCUAUUGACAACUUAGAUCAUGUUGAUGCAGAGCUGACAAAUGCCGCCGAUACAUGAGUGAUGAUGCGAGUCUGGGAUCCUGGCAUGUUGAUGAACAACUCUUUUUUUUCGUCCUCCCAGAAUUGAUAGUUUCAAAGCCAGUGCUUUGUUAUCGAUUCAUUAAUUGCUGGGGAUGAGGCAGAGUAUCUGCUAUCUCCAUGAAUAAAUGAUGUACAGCUGACCUGUGCAUUAGCGCCGCAAAGAAGUGAACAUUAAGGUUACAGUAGCUAGCCAAUGGCUCCACUGGGAGGUGUCCAGUAGCUUGGGCCAGCGUACACUGCAAGCCCACAUAUCAAGGUUGUUUAAAGUGUGAUAGGUUUUUGUUUUUCAUUGUUUACAGCGAGCUAAAUCAAGAGAAAGUAUUGAAAUUUGCUGAAAAUACUGAGGUUCUUUUUGAGUGAAGAGGAAGCUAACAGUAAAUAGCACCUCCACACAACCCUAGAGGGAUGCAACCUAGCAUCAUCAUUAUCUGCCAACCCUUCACUCUCUUUAAUAAUGAAUGUAUUCUAACAGCAGCAUUAAGGUUUAAACGCUUAACCAUGGAGUCUGCCAUGAGCUGUACAUCACUGCCUGUAAAGUGAGCUAAUUUACAGCGACAUAUUCAAGAGCUUACUUCUGUGGGAGGAAUGCUUUUCUUUCACUCUUUCUACUAUUAUUUUACCGUGCAUGUAUAAUACCAUAAGAGACGAAGAAUGCGGCAUCAGUACACGGUAUCCUCUUUUCUGUUCAUAAUAAGAAACGGUUUUUGGAGUUGCAGUGAAAAUCUAUUACUUUCUCGGCUAAAUUUUUCAACAACAUAACUGAAACAUGCCUCAAAGCAUGUAGGCAUUUAAACUGAAACCCGCUGGAGUUUUUCUUGUUGUGCAUCACCCGCUCGCUUUUCUUCAAGCAUGAGAAAGGGCAGUUAAGCAUGAAGUGACAUUUGGGAGAGCUGGGUUUGUGCAGCUCGGGCAUGUUAUGGUCCACAGUACCGCAGGCCAGCCCUGUGAAUGACUCUGAAUGCGUCUCAUUUCCUUAAAGGUUAUUCCUAAGCAAAAGCCGUAGUGCAGCCAUUUAUGGAGAUCUGAUAGAGUGAGAUUUUUGACAGAUUUUAAGCAUCAUUACAGUUGGCAGGUGGUUUAGUGACUCAUAAUUUUCCACCGGAGGUCUUAGUCAGAGACUCUGUGAAAGAAGAAGAGGAGGAGGAAGAAGAAAACGUUACUCGUUUCUGUGGGGAGAUAUGUGACUGCAGAAAUGACUGAAAUAAAUCAUGGAAAUAAAAAGUGAGCUGCAGUUUAAAGAAUCUCAAGUGGGGAGCUCUGUGUGGCAGUGUGUGAUAAUGUGUGUUUGUGUGCGUGUGUAAGUGUGGGAGUUGUGAUUAAAGCCUCCACCAGAUGGACCACAGCAGUCGCUCUGUGAGCAUGGAUGUACCCCGACCGGGAUCAAACGUAAAGCGGGCUGCCAUCCCCGCAGCCCCGAAGCCCACUGCUAAACCCCAUGAUCCAGUGACCCUCCACACGGCAGAAAGGCCAUGGCUACAUUUGCACACGCACUCACUUGGCUAAGACUAUAUGUGUCAGGAUAACAACAAAAAACACGUUUGUCAUCGUUGAAACCCCAAAUAGGACAAUAAGAUACCAUGACAUUUACCGCACAUAAAUGGCAAUUACCAGCAAGGCUAAACUUCCCCAUCAUUGUGUGAGCUGUUGGCCUGCUGAAAGUUGAAUGUCACCCCAAGCUGCGGACCACUCUGUUGUCCAAAUGGACACUAAUCCACCAGAGUCCUGUUGAGAAUACACUCUCAGUGCCAGAACACAUGCCAGACUCAACAGCCAAUGCAUAGCUAAGCCUCUCUGGGCACCUCAACAAACCUUCUCUCAUUUGUGUGAGGAUUCAGCCUCAAAGACCCAUCAUUAUCUGUUCUGUAAAAAAACAUCAAUGUGUUCGCUUCAAUAAAAGGCAGUGAAAUAAGGCCUUAGAUUAUUAUUUUUAAGACUUAAUUCCACAUAUUUUCCUCAUUUGUUUUCCGCUCUUGCUCUGGUAUACAUAUCAAUUAAUCCGAAUGUUGAAAAAGCAGCUUGAAUCGAACAUAAGUAUAUGAAAGACAAGCACGUUUCUGAAGAGUUAACAUAGCCACUGUGGGAGACUUUCUGCAGACAGAGACACAGCAUUCAGCUUGAGCUUUCAAACAACCCCCCUGUCACAUCUCUGCAGUCUGCAAAAGCUCCAGCCAUACCAAACAGCUUUGAGUAAAAAGUGGAAGAAUGUGGCUUUGACAAAUACAGCACAGCCUUGUUCUGGGAUCAGCAUGAAGAAUUCAUUUUUUUUAAUCAGAGGAGUUUCUAGGGAUGCAGACACAGGCAGGGGUUAAAUCAAGUGUGUAUUAUGGCCUUGACAGGGUGAUGAAAGCUUUGUUAAUUUUAACCAAAACAUUCAUAUUACCAUAGUGUAUAUUUACAUGUGUGUGCCUUUUAGGGGAACCACUUUGAAUGACAGGAUUUUAGAGUGACAGGUUCAUGUUUGAUUAAGUACGGUGCCAAUUUUUUGUUCAAUUAAAAUUAGACCGAUGAACUAAAGGCCUCGAGCUUUACCCAAUAAAAAAUAUCGCAUGUCAGUCUUGAUUCCAACAUGUUUUAACCCUUUUAGCGAGUUCAGAUGUCUCUAAUAAGCAUGAGUGAAUAUUCAUGAAUUUGAGUUUGUAGUCUGUUAAUUCAAAAAUUUGGCGCCUAACAUUAAAUAGCGUCUUUAAUCACAACUAUAGACGCAGAGUAAGAUAUUACUUCUGACCUGGGUGACAUGUUUUCAGGAUCAAUAUUCAGAUGACCUCGAUGUCAGGAGAAUGCUUGAUUUUGUUUGUAGCUGAAAUUGGGUGAAAUUAUCACUGUGAUUUGUGUUCGCUAAAUGCCUUUUAGUUGUUUUUUUAUGUCUGCGAUUUGAGAGUUACUUUCCCUUUUUUCUUCUCAUUUGCAUCUAUUUAGUAUUUCAGUGCCUGGCUGCGAACUCAACGGUCCUCUCCCAGGAUAAUUUAACAUCAUUUGCUCUCAGUGGUUUGAAUAAGGUGCUCCUCCUGCUUAAGGACACCAGCUUCCUUUUUUUUUUUUUGAGCAGUUUUCGUGGCAGCACUCCUCCAAACUACUUCUCUCCAUUACUAAAUUGUCAGUGCAUUAUGGCACAGAGCUGCCUGCUUUUGAAGAUAAAGAGGAGAUGUGAUUUGAUUGAAGAUGUAACAGCGACGCGGGUGCUCUGUGCGCCUCUGACCAUGAAAUUACCAAAAAUCAGUAUCCACAACGUUGGCACUAUUGAUCUGUGAAAAUAAAGCCCCUUGGUCUUAACGCUGAAAGCAAACAACAAAAGUCAGCUGAAUCCAAAGUGGCCAUUGUUGUGCAGAUACAGCCGCAUCGUGUUAAUAGCCGUCUGCUGUCUGGGGUUCAGUGAUGCGGAGUUUGUCACUGGGCAGGGAGAUGGGCGAGUUGAAGACUGUGAUUCUCAUUUGUUGAUUGUUACCGGCAGAGGGUGGACACCUGCCAGGAAAGAGGCGAUCAUCAGUCUGAGUAGCACAGCAAGAAGCUACUACUGCCAGAACUUCAAUAGAGCAACUAAAUCUAUCCUUCAAGGGCAAAUCAAAAAGAGCCUGAGUAAGCUGCUGCAUACUGAGAAGCAUGUUCUGGGCUAUUAAACGUAUUAGGCUGUUUUUACUGCAGAUGCUGCUGUGAUAUUUUGAAUUGAAAUCAACCGGGCCUGAUAAGUGUUGCAUUGUUCUCCUCAGCUCUGUUAUAAAACAGCGUUCAAUUACAGAGUUGUCGCAGUACAGCGUCAGAGGAAUAAUUCCGUUUGUUUACUGUCUUGUGUCCUUGCCUACUUUAAUUUGCGCUGAAGCUGCGCAGCAAAUGGAAAGACAAGUUUUCCUUCUCUAGUUGAUAAUCAAGGUACUAUCUUCCUGCUCUUUGAGGUAACACCUCUGCUAGCAUCUUCACUUCUUUGCCUUUAAAUAGAAGUCUUAUUAUGCAGAGUGAAACAUAUGGCAGGUGUUGAAACACUGCGUCUGACAGUUAACAAUACUCAAACCAAGAGCAACCUCAAUUAUCACUGUCUGCACACUGCAUAUUCAAAGCUGCUAUACUGCAGACACUUUAAUACGCCUGCUUUUUCACACUUGAUAUCAGAACAGUAUGUGAUAGAUGUUUGUUGUGUUUGAAAAUGCACCAUACCGCUCGUAUAUUGAGUCAUUCAAACUUUUGGAUCAGCAAAGGCAGCAUUUUAAUUUUUUUCAGGGCGUGGUGAAAGAAUAAAAAGAACCAGAAAGAGUAAGACAGAUAGAGGAAGUGACAACAUUAGCCUGUAGUUAAUCCAUUAAGGUCCAGGACUAGGAGUGGUUUAGGGUGGACAAGCAGGGCAGAACAGAGGGCAGGAGAAGUUCAUGACAAUUAGCUGGCUCUCUGCUUUCUGAGUUAGCAGGCUGGAGACACACACUCAAGCACACUUUAUUGUUUAGCCCUUAAACCUCCAUUUCCACAGCGGUCACAGCAUCAGAUUGUGACGCACAUCAUGAACAAAAACGGCGCCGUUCAUUCUGCAUUUUCGCUGAGAUAAACACUUGUGCAUGCACUUCGUUUGGGUUCAGUUGUGUGUGUUUGUGGAUGUGAGCCAGAGCCAAUCAGCAAGAUGGGGUUUCACAUUGCUGAUAGUAUGGCUGGCCCUCCUGGGCUAUGGCCACAAAAGCUUUUUAACUUUCAAAACUUUAGAGGAUGGAAGAAAUAUCAUUUAGCUCCUCAAAAAUUAUUUAGCAUCAGUCAUCAUCCAAAAUGCCAAAUAAUACAUCCAAUCAGUGCCAUGCACUUUUUGGUGCAAGGUCUGACUAAGUGGGAAUGUUAAUAAGAUGAAUAGACAUACACUUUUUUGCACACUAAGAUUAAUUUUAUUCAUAUUGCAUCUUACUGCAAGAUAAAUUCUAUAUAUGAUAUUACAGGAAGAGGAAAUUCUCAAGCUAAUAAGCUACGCUGUAAUACCUCUAACAUCCAAACAGUUAAGUACCUCAGCAUGCUGCCCUUGAUAGAAUAUCUCAACCACUCCCUCCAUCUGUCCAUGCGCAUUACUUUAAUGCACUGUGUGCACCUUUAACCAGGACAUGACAGCAGCGUGGUUCUAUCUUCAUAUGAUUCUGUACAUCAUCACCACACAAACAGACCAACCAUAAAGAAUACAAAUAAACAAUCUGCAGAACAUAGAUUGUGUUUAUAGCAAAUUUACUGAGUAGGGGCCGCUGCUUUCAUUGCUUUGUAAAACAAUGGUCCUGCAGAGCAAUUUAGAGAAAGGACAAGCAACUGUGAGAGACUAUUUUCACUUUCAAAUCAUUUUCUCAUUUAGAAGAAAAGGUUAUUUGGAUCAUAUUACAGAGGGCGAAAAACAACUUCAAAAUAUCAUCCUUUAUGAAAUAAGAAAAUGAUGACCCUCUUUUUUAGGCUGUUAGAUCUUGGCUGCACACAAAGACAAAACAGAGAGAUGUGAUUAGUGCUUAAGUCAUUUCCAUAAAUCUGACUUUCCAUUCCUUACAGCGGGGAAUUAAAAAGCAACAAUAAAAACAUGAUUGGGAAGAGAAUAUUAGAGGCAGUGAGGUGGAGAAUGGUUUUUCCGUGGUCCAACUGAAAGCCUUUAUUACAUUGAAAAGGUCAGAGCAGGAGGAUAAAGCAUGGACAGGAAACUGUGGAUUUGUUGCCUGUACUAUUCAGCUGCAGAUUUUGCUUCUUUCUGCUCUUUGGCUGACAAAGAUAUGAAGGGACAUAAAAGAAGAUAGACAAAGAUGCACUUCUAUUUUAAUCCAUUUUCUUUGUGUUUCACUCUACAUUACUUUGUCUCCCUCCGUUGUGUUAUAUUCAGUAUGAUCAGUACAAAUCUCCAGACUGUGUGUGCCAGCAAUCCUAUUCUAUCUGAAACAAUAGCAUGCUUGUUCAGCCUAUCUUUCUCUCUCUCUCAGGAUGUGUAUGUAACUGUGUGCACAUAUACUGCUUCAGCUUAAUUGAAGGCAUAGUGGUGAUUCCCAUUAGUAUGUCAGGCGCGUGGUUCCGCUAGGCUAGCUAGCUUGCUGUAGCUAACUAGACAUGUGGGGAGGUCAGAGGUGAAAUAGAGAGGCAAGGGAGUUUUAGUUCACUGCUUCCAUAUUUUUCUUUCUUUCUAUUUUUUCCUUUUAUACCAUGGCAUUUCUUUGGAGUAUUCAAUCAGGCGUGUGUAGUUACUUGAAUGUGUGGUUGAGAUUCCCACUUGUAUUUAUAUACCAGCAUACUGCAAAGGUUAUGUGUAUAGAUACAUGAAGUGUGAUCUAUACUGUUCAUGCUGCAGUUCUGCAGUGGCUCACGUAUGCUGUGGCUGUCAGUGAGUCACAGGAAACAUUUCAUAUCAGUAUAUAGCUUGUAAAAUGCUUUACUUAAAGGUUAAAGAUAGUAUCAGCUUGCUGCCAUGCCCAACCACUGUAAGCUGCAUGGACUGGUUUUAAAUAUUUCACAAAAUUUAGCCUGCCUUUGGAGCUGAGAGCAAAUGAUCACUUGUGAUGUAUGCAAAGGGCAGGUGACAUCUCACAGUUGUUUUGUAAGUUGGUUCAUUGUCUGGCUAUAUGCAGACAUUUCCAGUGUAAGAGAGACAGCUGAAUGUGUAAAUAUACAGUAAAAGAUGGUUUACUAUGUAAUGAAUUCUGGACUGUCUGUAGCCCUUAUCAUACACACCUCUAUAUUUUUAACAGUGUUUAAUCAGAAAGAGUAUAUUUUGGGGAAUUUUUGUGGGUGAAUUUUGCGUGUACAAGUGUGUUGGUAUAAAUGUAUAGUUUUACAUUUACACCCCUGCCCGCCAGGUGACUGUGUUUAAGGAAGCAAGAGCUCCCUCUUCUUGUCUGACAGAGAUAGGGUCCAGUCUGGCAACAAUCAACCUGAGGCAAGGUUUGCUGCUGGGAACAAAGUGUUUUCUUUUAAGAUACAGGAUAAUGAUUGAUGGUAGUUUAAGAAAAAGUUUUCAGACAAAUCUCAAAAAGAAAACAAGGUAAAACAAAAGUCUUAAACACUGCUACUUAUGAUGCAUACAUAGAAAAGUGACAGCUUUAAAGAAACUGUGACAUGAGGACCUAUGAGGCAUCAACCUCAGUAUAGUUUUGUCUUUAAUGUGGGAAAAAAACUACCUAGGAUGGCUACUGUCUUUUUCUAGCAUAGGGAAAAGAGACCACACACUAUCAACAAGGCGUCUACAGUGAGACUCUACAACAACAAAACCUGCUUCUUAUGGAAGCUUAAUGACAAAUGAAGUAAACCAUGGCGGAAAGACUCCACGCGUACAAGUUAAGGCGUGGGCUGGAGGUAUAAUUAUCAGUAUUCAGGUGUGGAAUUAUGUGCCUUCGCGAGUAUAGAUACCUGUACUCCUUAAGCAUCUGCCUCCCCGUAUGAUACUUCCCUACCCCCUUCGUCUUGGACCACACAAACCACCCUCCUCCUCCUCCUCCUCUCGCAUCCGUGAGCGCGCCGCCCCGUCGGUACCUCCUUAACCAAUAGGGGACCCCGUACGAGCUGCGCGGACAUUCCGUAAACAGAUUGUUGGGGCAAAUGAAAAGAGGAGUUUUUUUAUGAACCUGUGAGUGGACUCCCGUUUCCUUUUGGUCGUUGUUUUUAAUUUCGCCUCGGUUUUCAGACGGACAAUUGAGUGUUUCUCCUCUCGAGCGAGACAGAGCUGCAUGCAGGUCCUCCACACCCACGGGUUCGUUCAGUUUCGUUUUUGGCUCCGCUACACUCACUACAGCACACAACGACCGUUCAUUCAUCCUCCCGCUGCCUGCACGCGGCCGCUACUCCAUCCGACUCUCGCGCUCACUUCACCGACUUUCUGUAGUUUGUCUGUCGGGACUCUUACCGUCUGUUAUCGUAGCCUGACACAAGAAUGGUCAUGGUGAGUAGAUAUCGAUGAGGUGUGGGUUUUCUAUUGUAUGUUUGUGCCUAUAUCUCUCUUUUCCUCCAUUAUUUACUGUUAUGUUAAAGCGUAGGCCUAGGUUGAGAGAAGUAUGUUUUGCUAACGCCGCUUAUCCUUUGAUGUGUGCGCUAAGACUUUAACAUAUCCUGUUAAUUGGUUGCACCUGUAUGAGCAGGUGCGUGCAUCCAAUUGAGUGUUGCGUUGCAAUUGAGCCAGUAAUAGACAAGUUAUAUGUCUAUUUUUUAAAUUAUAUUUCUGAAUAUAUGUUAUAUGUGUCAAGCAAAAUAACCUAAAUUUCUCCUGUAGGAUCCUAAUAAAUGUUAUGUAAGGUAACAGCUGAAAUCCUCCCUGUAGGCAUGUGUCUAUGUAUGGAUGCGUAAAAGUGUGUGUGCGUUGUAGGUUGUAAGGGAAACAGACAGGGACUACGAGAGAAUGAGACUGUAUACACAGUCAUGUAAAUGUAGAGAGGAUUUUAACAUGCACCCAGUAAUAGCUAAUUUAUAUACACAGUGCUGCGCAGGCAUCCUAUUACCAUAGUGCCUGAGGCUGCAAUCACUCUCCUCGAGCUGUGCUACGCGCUGCUCUGCCCGGCUCACUCAAGCACAGACCUCAGCAGCGAUUGAUUGCUUUGCUGGGAUUCAGAAAGCCUUUUCUCUGCCAAACCGGGCUGAGGCUGGCGUGUGCCGAGGAGGGCUCAGAGCCAGCAAGAGAGCGAAGGUGUUAAAGCUAAGGCAGGGGGAGGUGAGGCUGGGGGCUGACAGGCACGCCAAGAAGCCAAUCACAGACUCCAAAAGAAAGGUGAGGGGGGGAGUAGGCGGGAUCUGACCUUCCAGUUGAGCAGGGGACUGGGCGGGUGGCUGUGGAGAGGAGGGAGGGGAGGGGAGGGAGGCUUGCUGCAGCCCAGCACUCUCUCAUCCACGCUCACCAUUCUCCUCUCAGCAUCUGUGGAAGAAGGCGAUGCUCGCUCCGUAUGCCUGUAGUAUGCUGCUCCCUGCAUGCCUCUAAGACUCAGGCAGAAACAGGAAGAGAGGCAGAGAGGAGGAAAAUAAGGAGACAGUGUGAGACAGGAAGAGAGUAAGAGAUUUUCUUUGCUGAGGCUUUGCUGUAGCUGUUGUGUGAGGAUAGAGAGAGCGUGAGACAACGGCUGGCGUCUCCCAAAUGGAGUGGAAUGGGUUUAAGAUGGUAAGAGAAACAGCCUUCACUUUACUCCACUCUUCAUUUUUAACCAUCAUUUCAUUUCCGAGCAUCUCCCAGUGACUGUAGUGGCUUGUAAUUGUAGAGAUACUACUACCUAGCGAUAGUGUGUUUUAUAUUCUUAAAGCACAGGCAAUGCAGUGGUAGUAUUGAACUAUUUGUCUGGCACAAUGCGAAGUUUCUCCACACAGGGAAGCGGGGUAAGCAGGGGGUUACAGUAGACUAGCGAGGAUUGUGGGCAGGAUUAUAAAUGGGAGGGAGCAAGAUAUCAUGGUAGUAGUAGAGGUGUAGAGGUAGGCGUAGAGGUAAGCAAAGAUGGGAAAGAGGACCUUAGGGAAGGAAGGGUUAAAUCAGGGAACAGCACCCAUUUUAUGUUGAAGUCAGGGCUGUAGGUGUCCCCCCCUUUUCCCUGCCUUUGCACCAGUCUGAAAUAUUUACCUGCGUAUAGUACUGCAGCAGAGAUGUAAAUCACAUUGUCCAUGCUGAAUGCAGGAUGGAAAAAAAGGGAUUUUGUUGGUUUAUAUAUUAAUAUGCAAAGCAGUCCUUGUUAAUUAUAUGUGUAGACAUGUUAUCCAUCAUGCUGCUUGUGUACACACAGUGAGUUUGUGUUGCCCAUGUGUUGUGCCAGAGCUGGGGAAAGAUGGAGGAGGUGUGUUGGACAUACUUGCAUGAUUGGAUUGCGAUAGAUCUGAUGCAUUCUCUAAGUUAAAAUCCAUUUCAUUUUUGGUGCGUGUGUGUGAAUAUGCUUGUGUUUCUUAAUUGUAAUUUUGCAGUGUAAAGCAUCAUCCGCAUGCACAGUCAUUAUGAGCUAUCCAAGUCUUCUGCUUUGCUCAACUUCCUGAGACUCGCUUUAAUUCUGCAUUCAUUCAUUACAUUGAAGCGUCAGAGCUGGGGGUUAACUAGCAUAACUGGCGGCCAUAUUUCUUCCUCCUCCAUCUUCACCUGUCAUAUAGGGCCGAGUUUUAUUUCAUUGCAGAUACUGCGUCACCAUCCUGACAACAGAGUCAAUACCAUUAUUUUGCAUUCUGGGGGCAUCAAUCUGCUUUCAAAAUGGUUCUGUCACAGUCCCCCAAGUGGACUGACUCACUUUCAUUUUGCAUGAAGAACACUGCAAGCAUUAUUCAUUUGGUGGCAAGCAAAUGUUUGAUUGUUUGCGUGUUGGCUUCCAUCCACUGGACGCUAUCAAAAUGCUAAUUGAAUCAAAGGCGGCUCCCCUGAUUGGCGACAAUUGCCGGAGUGCUGUUUAGCUGGACUUUCCCAGCUAGCAUUUCAGUGUGUGUAAAAAAUAAAAGAUGAGGAUAUUAGUAAGUACACAUUCACACAAAGAAAGAGUGUGUAUCGUUUGCAUGGGGGGUAGUUUUAUGGAGAAAAGAGGGUGAAGGAGCUGUGCAUGAAAGAGAAGGAAGAGCGGCGUAGGGAGGGGAAAAGUGGGAUGUUAAUCAGUAUUGGUGGUAUUAGAUAUGAGUGUGUGCACCAUGAAGCCUCCUGAUGGGAACCAGUGGGGCACCUCAGCUAGAGACAGGCCAUGAUUUCACACACAGACACACAUUCACACGCACAAUGAUAGACACAAACAUACAGUGGCUGUAUUACCCUCAGGCAGAACACCACAAGCUCCAAGGUUACACAUCAAUGCUAAUAGGGUAGAGUUGUGUGAGGAAUUUGUUAUCCACAGCGCACCAGGCGAGUGUGUGCUCAGGGAUUUUAAUGUAAGUGAAGAUCAGAGAAACAUAUGAUGAGGAAUGGAUGCUUGGGCAGGUUAGGCCUUGAGUUGAGUUAAAAGUGUUUAAACACAAAGUGAAAAUGAUGGGAAAAAAAGCUCACAAAAGCAAAAGUAAAAGGACAGUAGAGAUACACAAGCAGCUUAUGAAGUGAUAGCUUGUGCUGUCUUUUGUACGUCUGUGUUAUCGGCUGUGUCUGUUCGAGUGUGUACAUUAAGGGGCCGACUGACGUGUGUCCAGAUGAAGAGUGACAUGUUUAAAUAGAGCCUGAUUAAAUCCAAAGCAAAGAGAAAAAGAGAGAGAGAGAGAGAGAGAGAGAGAGAACUGAAACUAUUACCUUUGUGUGUGUGUGUGUGUGCGCGCACAAGAAAUGAUGUCUAUAGUUGCCUGUGGAUAGGAGUGCCACAUUAUAUUUACUACAGACAGAGUUACAUCUUGAAUCAUUUUUGCAAUAUGCAAGUAGAAAAGUAGAAAGAUUGUAAAGAUAUUUCCUAAUUUUUGAAAAACAAAAAUAAAUCAAAACUAAAAUGAUGUAAAAUCUCAAAGUGAAGUAGGUUUUUCUGCUCCCUUUUUAACGUACUCCUAACUAAAACAAAUGUGGAUGCCUUUGAACAGAAUAUGUUAAAAAAAAUCAAAUCCUUUAUUGAUCAUUUGCAGCCUCUUGCCAUAAACUAUUCACUUACAGACUGAGACAGACCACCCAGACUAGAGCUCUGUUGAGAGAAAAUCUGAACAUCCUGUUUUGACUUCCUUUAAGUUUUCUCUCCUGGGCUGACUGUGCUUGUUUGCUGGUAAAGCAGUUUUUCAUAUGGGGCAUGCAUGGCUAAUUUGAUAGUUUGUGAUUGUUUAACUCAGCAGCAGAAAUGUCCUUUUUGGGUGGACAUAGUGGGUGUAUGUGGUGAGCUUUCUGCUUGUGGCUCUUUUGGAAUAUUUUAUUACGUAGUGUUGUGACUUUUUAAAAUCUAAACUCACAUGAAAGACCACCAAUAGUGGGAACAAGAUGCAAAUAGCAGCUAAGUAGGGGGCUUUAGUAUCCUUACUUUGUAGGCAUAGACAUGUUUAAUUUGUUUUUCACACUCAGAGGUUGCCCUGUAGUUUUCACAUCCACUCUAAUUAGCUACAGAGCAAUGAAAUGUCAGACCGUCACACUGAGAGUUUGUGUUCAUGUAAUCCUAAUACAGUUCAUGCAUGUAGUUAAUUAAUAUGGAUGUGGAUAAACAUACAUUAGAUAGCUGCUGUUUGUGUGUGUGUCUAUGUUUGUAUUAUAUAAAUGUUUUAAAUGUUUGGUAAAUGGUCAGCUGCAGUCAGGUGCAAAAACAAAACAGAUCAUUUGGAGGAAGGGUUGUAAUUACAUGUUUACAAUAUUAACUUUGACCCAACAUUGCAAUUAGUCAUGGCUCUUUAUCAUAGAAGUAAUGAUAGUGUGUUUGCAUGGAUUGGAGUCAAAAACAUUAAAUCUCAUAACAGAUGAGUGGAUGAAUGUCUUAGAGGACAACAGGAACUCCUGAACUAUGAAAAAAAAGUGUUUGUUUUUUUUAAACUCAAAAAAGUAUGAUACUUUGCAUGUUAAAUAAAUUCCCUCAAACUUGAAGGUCUUUGGUUCCUCAAUCCAAAUAUAGGAGGGCAAAUCUGAUCCUUGCUAAUACAAUGUGUAUGGUUUAUUCUUUAUAAGUGUUAGCGCUGCAAAAAUACAUCAAGUUAUUACUAUUAAGACAAAAUGUUAUUCUAUGGCAAGAAUGAUUCACUGCAUUGCUACAUGAUAAAAACAUACUUCUCAAGUGAAACUAACUUGGUCGGUAAAAAAAUAAAGUAGCUAUUACCAAGUAACGGUUAAAUGUUUGUGUGUUUUGACCCCACUAUGAUACAGCAGUAGGGAGAGAGUCAUACUGUGGACCUGUUACUGAUGUUCUGAAUUUGCCUCUGGCGUAUUUUUGUCAGUAUAGUACGCAGUCAGUAUUUUGGUGGUACAGUGUCUAUACAAAUAUUGUAAAAUAUUUCAUUGCCUUUAGAUGUCUCUUCCACUUUCCCUUAAACAAAAGCUGGAUGGAAGCAGUUAAUGAGCCAAAAGCCUGUUUGAAUAAGAAGCCGCUGUAACAAUCUCUGUCCCAAUUAGCACGCUUUGGUUUUUAAAUAUUCCUUUUGUGUGAAGCCUAAACACACAUGAAGACUCACAAAACGGUCACGUUGAAAAUUUAAUAGGCUUCCACAGCGAUUUCCUUCAUUUAUUUAAAAUGUUUUAUUCCCCUUCUCUUUUUUAAAAAGCUAGAAAUCUGAGAGGCAUGGCAAGGCAUUCUGCUGUGAGGGGAGCAGCAUUCACAAAUACUAGACCUAAUUCCUUUGGCAGCAGCUCAAACUGCUACAGACAGACACAUAAUCAGCUGGGGAGUGUUAGCGCCUCAGCCCACUAGCAAACACAGGACCGAGCCCUUGUUGUGCAUCACUGCUUUUCAGAAUAAAUAUCCCGAUGGAAAAUACAGUGGGAGGAGAGAGGUAUUCAUGUGUAUAUAGCUCUUUGUUCACUCAAAGCUACAGAAGGAGAGACGAACACUGGCUUUCUUAGCUACUUUACCGCUCAUCCUUUCUCGAUCCUCUCUCUCUCCCUCUCUCUCCCUUCUUUCCUUCCACCCUCUCUCAUCCUCCACUGUACCCUGUGUGUUUUGGUAUUUCAUACAGAUGUUUGGAUUUGAGUGGCAGUUUCUCCUGAGACUGUGCACAAGCGGCUGACUCGUCUCAUCUGCAUUUUGCAUCCUAGGAAAAAAGGGGAACAGAAAGCAGCAGAAAGCAUCAGCAGGCAGACAGGCCGGGUGUGAGAGAGUGUGCGUGUAUGUGUGUGUGUAUAUGAAAGAGCAUGUAUGUGCAUGUUCCCUGUUGUUUGGCUUCGGCAAGCUUAACUGGCCCCUCUGCUGUUGCUUUGUGAUGUUUAAAGGACGUUCCAAGGUCACGCUUUCGACAGGCCUCAUCGCCUCUGACAUAUUAAACAUUUAUACAUUUCUGUAGCCAGAUGAAUUAUAGAUCGAACAUGCAACUGAACAUGCUACAAAAUGGCACCAUUGUGGUUGGUAAUAGACACAUUAAAGCCUACAAACACACUACAGCCUCCAGCCUGCCUUUUCUUGUCAUUUGCAACUCUAGCGCAGGGGUGUAAAAGGCUGAUGCUGCUCUUUGCGAUACACCAGGACACAGGCAAAUACCACAGAAACAGGAGAGGGGAUAUGAAAUGUCCAUCUGCAAGUCGGUUGUGGUUAGUGACCCUGAAAGCUGACAGACUCCAUCUAAAAGGAAAAGCUAUCUCCUUGUAAAUUAUGACAGUUAAUGCAGGAAAUAGAGGAAUUAUACCUAAACAUUUUUUUCAAUGAAAAAUCAAUGACACUCAUACAGUAAAUAAAUAAAAUUUUAUUGAUUAGUUUGAACAUUUGCUUACAGAAAGCCCGAGAAAUUUUGCUGACUAUCGAAGAACAACUUAAUGUUGUGUUUUAAAAUCAGUCUGUUGUUCCAGGCAGAGGAACCAAAAACCUAAAAGCUUUCUCCCAACUCAGUUUAAACUUUAGAAAUAACAAACUGAACUGUGUCCACCGGAGGAAUGUAGUCAAUCAUUUGUCCUGAAUGGCUCUCAGGACAUAUCAGUGCCUGAACUGAUCAGUUAUGGCGGCAAGUCCAUAAAUCAUUCACCCCCUGAAGAUCAUCUGGUUUUAGGUGAAUUAAGGUUAAGGUUAGUGCACUGAUCAUAUGUUUACGUUUUUAAAUACGGUGUCUGCCUGUACUGUUGACUUAGUAUCAGAAUGAGUAGCUUGAAGGAAAAGCUGGUAUCAGAAAAUCUCUGGUUGGUCGAAGUUCUGAUUUUUCUGUUUGAUGUAGCACAUGUAAGACCAGAAAUAGAAAUAAGCUAGCCUCAGCUGCAGUUAUUAGGCUACAGUCUGAGAUAGUUAUUCUGAUAAAGGAGGUGUUUGUCCCAACAGCAAUAUGAAUCCUCUCUGCCAAUACACGGUCCCUUUGAAUCUUCAGAGCUGCAGUCCUUCCUACAUAGCAAAACUAGAUGGAUUUGGAGGGACCGUGAUAUCGGAUGCUUAUCAAGACUGAUAAAUGUCAGCAGCAGGCAUAAAGCACACCUGUCAGGUUGGUAUUGGGAGGUAAAGCGAGGAAAAUGUCCGAGAGAGAAAAGAAAAGAAGUGAGAAAAAUAGGAGUGGUGAGGAGAUAAAUGUGUGCUAUCUCACAGCUGUGCGGCUCUUCAGCACUCGCUGUCAGAAUAAACGCAAUUGCAGAAUUUUCUAUGGCAAUCAGCCACCGCCUUUCUAUACGUCACCUCCCCGGCACAUGCAGAGAUAGUCUCCUGUGGGCAUUUUCAAUUACUCAGUACUGUACAGCAGUAGGGGGGAUUAAUCUGCUCGUUUGAACGCACGCCACACUUAAUGGUUUAGCUGGUGUGCUGUGGGCCUCGGCUGUUAACCAUUGCUGGUAAAGAUUCAGGCUUUUGUCGCUCCCCCUCUCUCUACUGCAGCAGGAGCUAUUCUCAAUUCACCACUCUCACAUGGAGAUGCACUAAGAUGAGAUUUUCACAGAUCCUCAAGUCAAACUCAAAGUUAAUUGUGUAAUCACUAGUACAAAGCAACUUUACAGCACAGGUAAAGCUUUUUUCAGUUAUAACACCUUUAAAAAGGAGAUGUUUUCAGGCAACAUGGCUGAGUAUUCAAAUGCCACCAGGCUCGUAUCUGUAUCAGGUGUGUGUGUUGUAUGAAAAGAGGAUUGAAGUAAUUGGAUAAUUCAUAAUGUCACUCAGCAGAUAAAGAGGGUUGCCAAGAGAUUUGCCCGACAAUAAAAACAUUUUAGCUUAGCCGUCUGUCGGAGAUGUAGUAACCUCCUCGACAUGUAGCUUCCAGUUAUUCAUUGCCUCCAUCAAACUGUUUACUCAUUAAGACAGAUGACGGACGGCUGUCCUUUCCCCUCACAGCUAUUUGAUUAUAUGAGCUCCAGUCCAGAGCAGAAUCAAUAACCAGAUUAGUCGGGCACAAACACACACACACACACACACACACACACACACACACACACACACACACAAAAGCACAAACACACGUGUAAUCAGCCACACCCUCACAAAGAACCCAAGGCUGUGGAAUGAAUUCUCAAGUACAACGGUUCGGUUAGUGUCUAUGUGAUUUAGCUCUCUUUGCUGCAAGGCAGACACACUCACUCACUCACUCACACACUCUCUUACACACACAGAGAAACACACAUAUACGAGCAGGCUGUGUCUGAGAUGCAGCUGAUGGGGGAAACAGUGAUUAGAUUAGGAAGUGCUCUGGCUCUGCUUCUCCUCUCUGCCUUGUUCUCGGUGUAAGUGCUGUGCUGUAGAUUUUUCGUUCUUAUCAUUUUCCUUCAGGCUGUUUAGAGCUUUUUAAAUACCUGUUCAACAAAGCCAAUAUUACCACUUCCUGCCUCAAACCAGUUUUAAUUAGAACUUCUAUGAAUUAUACUGAAAAAAAAAGUUCAGUCAGAGGAGUUUACAGGUUUCUUAUUUUGUUGCUCAAGGAAAAAUAUUCUUAGAGACCACUUUGGGGGAAGUUCUCUCAGCUAAUUAAGUUUUUUUUUUAAUCCACAUAACACAUAUACUUCUAGGUUUGUGUAAGCAAGGAAUAUACAGUUGUUUUCUGGUGGGUUGAAAUAGCAUAGCACUGCUGACUUGCCUUUUCCCUGACCCGAUACAUGCAGGUGGGCACAGUUACAGCAGUCACAGAGAUACGAAUCUGUGUGUGUUUGUGCAUGUUUUUAUAUGUUUGUUUAUGUACUUGCCAGUGGGUUUGAGUGUAUUUCGCUAAAGAUAGGAGACAGCCUAGCUAAAAUGGCUGGUUGCCUGCACAGGUGCGCGGCUGCUUUUACCUGCCAGCUACUUGUGGAGGUGGUGUCCUCACUUCAUGACACAUGGUGCUGACUCAGAUGGAUCAGCCUGCCUGCUUUCCCUGCUUCACUGUCUGUCCUGUGUCCUCUAUCCUCCGCCCCGGCCCAGCUAAAAGAAACUCAAGCCUGACAUAGAAAUGGGCACACGCUGUCACCCUGAAGUACAAUCCAGAGUAUUGCAGGUGUUGUUGAAAUGUCACUUACACAAAUAUGUAUUUAUAGAACAGUGACAGUGAGUAGGGUUUACAUAAAGUCAUAGGAAGUGCGAUUUUUGUGUUGUAAAAGAGGGAGAAUGAAAGGGAAAAUGGAAGAGGGAGGAUAACCCUUGUAUGUCAUUUUAAAUGACAGGCCUCAUGUAGCCUGAUGCUGUCUCUCCAGCUAGUUUUUUACCCCCUUUCCCUUCCUCACAAUGCGUCUUUUGUGCUACCAUCCAAAGAAACAGGGUUAAUUCUUACCGAAUAAGCCCUACAUACUAGAUAGAUAUCAUCUCCACUAAAACCUUUAACCACAUUAAUGACAUUUAAUUAAGCAGAGAAUCCCAUGUAGGGGAUGAGACGGUGAUUUAGCCUCUUUAAUCCAGCAAAAUGUCUUGCUGAGGGCUUCGACAGUGAUCAGUCCCAUCCGUCACACCAAGGGAUUGCAGCAGGACAGACAGCGAUGCACAGCAGAGACUUGAACUGAGCUGGAGACAGGGAUGUUAGCAGCCACUACAGGAACAAAGACUGGCAAGGGUGUUGAUUGGGAUUUGAUGCUGUUCAAAGGGAGACUGCUGUUAGGAUGAUGAUGGUGCUGCUUAGAGUUUCAGCGGAGGACUGGAUAUAGAAAUAGGGGUCAGGGGCAUCAAUAGAGGGAUGGUCGCUGGCACUGGAGUGAAACUAGGGGAGCUGUGAUGAGGACCUUAGAGGCAAGGCUAGGUUUAGGGCUGGGGGACAGGGAGUUUGGGCUGACAGGCAAGGCCAGACCUUCACUUCCAAGGCUUAGUCCCCGCGCUGCAGGCUUCAGCCAAAACAGCCAGGCAGGUGUCCAGCUGAUCUCACACCCCCACAAGGGAGGAACUGCAGAGCACCAGUCAGUGGAGCUGCACAAAUUGAAGUGUCAUCUCCAGAGUCAAGAUGCUCACCAAUUUUCUGCAUGUGUUGGUGCAGAGUUGGGAUUCAGCCAGUGGACAAAUGGCUUCAGUUCCACCUACAGUUUGGCUGAGCAAAAGGAGACUGUGGUAUGUGUGUGUGUGUGUAAUUUGUCAUUUUCUGUGUAUGUUUAAGAGAGAAUGCGGCUGCAUGUAAAGAGUGUUGCAGGUGUUUUGUCUUUUGACUGCCGACAAAGCAGCCUGAAAUAGUUCUUAGGAAAAGUUUUUGGAUGGAUAUAAUGAAGCCGAGUAUAUACUUCAGUGGUGAACAUUUAAUGCAAACAUAGCAAAUUCUUGUUAUACUUGACUUUUCAGCAUUCAGAGAUAAGUGACACUGAAGAAUACUUAAGAUAUAAAACCAGAACGAUUGUCGAAUAAUCUUAAAGUUCUCUUUGAAUUAGAAUUUUGAGCGUAUUGUUUCUAUCCUGUCUGUAAUAGCCCCCUGGGAAUAGGCUGUUUUCUGUCAUCUCCUGACCUUUGACCUUACACAAAUGUGUGUAGAUUACCCAGGGGCUGUGAGAGAGUGUGUGGGAAAAACUGCAUCGAUCUCCCUGAAAGACUGAAACAUCACAAAGGAGAAAGAAGAGAGGGGGAGUGAAGUCAAGCCAAAGUUAAAUGAAAAAUUGCUUACGUACACGUCUUGCACAGUCUGGAACAUUUAUUAUUCCGAGUCACACAGAGAGAAAAGAAGUGGAGGAAGAUAGAAGAAGAGAAGAAUCCAUUUGGUAAAGUAGAUGCAGAUCGAUGAGACUGGAGGCAGGCAGACCAGAGUGCAACAGAGGAAGGGUGUGUGUCAGCGAGGAUCUGUGAUGUGUUGUAUUGUGUGUCUGUGCAUGCCCGUGUGUGCAUAAGGCGUCCCAGAUUACUUUCCGUGAUUGAUCCAGCCCAGCAUCCGCCUGACCUGCAGGACGUUUGAGAGCUUCGGAAGAUGCUGGUGAAGGUGGAGUGAUGGCGAAAAGAAGACAGCCAGGAAGAAAGGGAGCAGAGAGAAAAAAUAAAAAAUCAAUAGCACAGAGAGCAUUACAGGGAACUAUACCGCCGAAGACAUAGAGAUAGUAAAGUCGAAUUAAUCUCUUUGUGUCUCAGCCGGUUUGAUAGGAACUCCAAUUCAGUAUCACAAACUACAAUUCAGUAUCACUCUAGGGUACUAAGAAGGAGUGCCAGCGAGAGUCGAGCAGCAUCAUUUGUGGCUGGUUUACGGUCGUAAGAAAGGAACAAACAAGCACAAAUUUUCUGUGAAUUUUUGUGUUCUCAUAAUAAAUUAGUCAUCAUAUGUUCCAUUCUUACAAAGCCAAACAAUGAGAAAUAAAUAAACAAGAUUCAUAUGGCAUAAGGAAAUAAAUUAUAUCGGAAGCAAGAUGGUAAGGCAAAGUCUAGCAAGUCAGAUGGUUGCAUGCUGGCUCCAUUUUGUAGCUGCCAGGCAGCGUGUCUAUCAGCCGAGAGAUCCUGCUGCAUACUGUCUACUCCGCAGUCUCAACAGCUUCCAUCUAUCCUGGCCAAGUCAGGCUAAAUUGAUUGUCUAAGCUCUGAAAAAAAAAAGGGGGAGGGAAGCUUGCACCAGGCCAGCAAAUAUACAGCGGUGGUUUCAGGGUGCAGAAGCAUCAGAGAAGUGACAAAGGUUAAAACAAAAAAAAAAGAAAGAAAAGAAAGUGAGACACAGAAUCAAAUUUUCGAUCAUGUGAUAUCUUUGUGAGUAUGGAAAUCAUACACACAAACAUUGAUUCAUACACAGUAGACAUAGAAGUAAGUUGUCUCGGGUAUAUUUGGGCUGUUAGACAAGAACAAAUGUUUUCUCCCCUUUCUUGCUGAAGGAGGAUAAGGCUUGUUGUAUUUGACUGCAGACACCGCUGGCCGGGUGCCUGAGGAGACAGGAAGCACUUCUGUGGCAUCAAAUAUUAAUGGCAUUAUAGAGUGUAUUGAUUAUAUAAUAAGUUUUCCUAGCAUCCGAGCACCAACUGAAAUGUAUUCCCUGAAUAAUUGAAAAUGUAUCCAUGAGCGGUUUCUCAUCUCAGUGGUUGCUGAAUGUAAUUGCAUUGCACCCUCAUUCCAGUGUUACUCGAGAUUUUAUCAGCAGACUCACAUGUGUGUGUUCAUGUGAUAAAGCAAGGGCAGCAAAAACUCUGUAGUCGUGUGUGUGUGUGCGUGCGUGCGUGUGUGUGUGUAUUUGUCAUGCCUUAGACUGUUUAUUUUAUUGAAUGGUUGAGCAUUGAAUAUUGAGCACUUAGUAGUGGUUCAAAAAUGGGGUUGCAGAGACUUAAACACACUUCUGAGAAAUGUGACAUUCCUUUUUUGCCAAAACCAUGCUCCCCCGCUCUUAAUGUUGGCUGUCAAAAUGGAGAAUCAUACACAUCUGCUUGCUGCUUCUUACAUUUUAUCACCACAUUUGUACAUACUACAAUAACACUGCACUGUCUGCUUGCCGCGACGCACCAUUCCCCUCCGCACUGAUGGUGUUUACAAUGACAGCUUUGCAGAAUGGGUGGAAAGUGCUAUUGAUGUUUCAGCUCCUCCUAACAUUUUCCUUUUUUCAGGGUAGCUUUUCAACUUUAUAAUUUAUAGCUGGAUAUUGUCUUGUGCCCUCUGAAUGAAAAUAGUCUACUGUUCCUGUGAUGGCUGCAAGCUGUAGUUUAUACGGCCUUUUUUAUCUAGGGUCUUUUUCGCUGUUAUAAAUGAGGUACAAUGUACUAGGGAUGUAACGGUACCUUCACAAGACAGUUUAAAAUCUGCACUUUUAAUUGGUGAGACAAAAAGAGAAUGGCAGUACCAUUUUUAUACAGCAGAGGGUGCUAUCUGCAGUGGACUUCACCUGUAAGAUGUCACAGCAUCUCUUACAUCUGCAGCUUAAUAGAGGUGUUCAACAUGGCAGAAGAGAUGGAAGAUUUUGAAGUUGAGGAUACAACAUCAAUCCCCCUCACAAAGGGGAUGAUAUUUACUAUUUUAACUCAGUUUUUGUAAUGCCAAAAUUGCCAUCAGCUUUGAACUAGCUUACAUUAGAAGAUAAUCUCCCUCUCUACUCCUUGUGUACGUGUCCAGAGUAGAAUCUCCCCACCUGCUCUGCGAGUAACUAGAGGAGUAAGGUUAGAGAAAAAAAGAUGGAACUGUCAAUUUUAUGACAACCAAAGAGCCUGUGCUUAAAACAUGCUAAUAUGUCAAACAUCGUUUCUGCCUUUGACUGUUGUUUUAGCUGUCUCCAUUCACCCCUGUAAUGUUAUGACCUAGUCCAGUUAGCUUUUGCACCCUCUGAAAAUUAAAGCAUUUAUUUCUUUCAAAACAGAAAUUGAGUAAAAAGCAGUGAGACGGAAUACCACAGCAGACCAGCAAAAUAAGGCAUCACAAUGAACAGUUUUGUGCUGCAUCUUAAAUUACAGCAAGUUGAGUGUAUCGUUACAUCCCUACAUAUACUGGCUUUUACAUAAGGUUUACUUGUCAGCUGAAAUCCUAAGAAAUUUAGCUCAUGCAGAUUUGGAAUUGGACAUUUUCAACAAAUGGAUUAAAAAUAUACAGAAAAAUAUUGUCAUAUCGGUGCUAAAACCAUUAAUCCACAGAUACCCUUUAGCCCUCACCAGACAGACUAAAGCAAAGGAACAAAGGUGGCUCGACUUGCUCUUUCUUUAUGAAUAUGUUUAAAAUAUCUCAAUAUCUUUCAUACCUGUCAGCCAGCAGAAACAAUAUUCCUUGUCCUCUUUUCUACCCUGACCUCUCUGCCCUUCUGUAUCUUCUUUUUCCCUUUCAAGCUGACAGUUCACGCUCAUUUAGACCUCCAUUAUGCAUUCCUGCCUAAGUUUACAAGACACAUUGACAACAGAACAUGUACAGACUCUCUCUUUCUCUCCUCCCCUCAUCACCUCUGUCUCUUUCUUUGAAGUAUUGGAAGUGUCUUCCCCAUUACUCAGUCCUUGCCUUUUUCUUCCUCCUCCCAUCUGAUCCCUCACUCCCUCUCCUCAUCUCUCUAAAGGAGUAAAUGAAGGCAGAGGUCAUCCCUCCUCUCUUCCUCCUCUCCUGUUAAAUUGGCUGCUUGUAGCAUCCGUAGAUGGCUGCAGGCAUUUAAGCCCCCCCCCUGCUCUAGAGAGCUAGUGAACAGACUUCCUGCUCAUUUGUGGCAUCUCUGUCUCUUCAACCACAGGCUUGUUUACCCACAGAGAGCAAGAGGGAAACCCUCAUUAUAAACUCUGCAGAGGUCAUUGCAGUCAGCACACCAAUCUGCUGCCUCCAACACGCGCAUGCAAUUCUCUUCAAUUCUUCAAAACUACCGAAACAACUUCAGAAAUAAUAUGAAAUUACCCCAUUUCUGUCAAAGCAACUUUAUUUUUGGUGCAGAGAAAUAUUUUACCAAUUUGAGAAAAACGGUCUCUAAAUUAAUCAUCAUUUCAAUCUAUUCUCUCUAGCGACAAAGCAAUCUUUUUAGUCAGACAAACCAGACAAAGCAAAAACUCUGAGCCACCUUUGUCUUUUAGUUUGACUGGUGGCUUGACUGCAAAAAAUGUUAAGUGUUAUUUUUUUCCAGUGACUGCCAUUUUCCCCCAUCAUCCCAAAAUCUCCCCAAUCCCCAAAUCCCACCACACAUCCCCCCAACCUUCUAAAGUGAGUGUAUGAUGUUGACGGUGGGCUGUGCGUCCCUUCCUCCCUGUGCUCCGCUCCAUAGGGGUCGACAGAGACACAGUGGCGUCAGGCAGAGCUCCCACAGCUCCAGGGCUGGGCAGAGAAGGGAUUGCUGACACAGCCAAAGAUGGUAAGGAGACUACUGCUGCCAAAUGGAUGGCACCAGCCAUUUUACACACCCAUGAAGUAAUAUGAUCUGAUAUUGUACUGUGUUCACAUCAAAAUGCACUGGCUGGUGAUGCUGCUGACUGAGACAGUUGGAUUAAUGGAUGAGAUUGAUGUGUGGGGUGAGGACUGGGUACUGCAGGGGAAAAAGGAACGGUUUGCAGAUAUUAGAGAAAAGCAACAUUCUGCAUCUGAGUACUUAUUUAUCUUAUGUAUUUGAAGAUACUUGUGGUUUUAACAUUUUCAUAAACAUAAACAUGGUUGUUUUAGUCUUACUACAUUCAUUAUAUUAUAAAUCAGUUGUGCUUUGUAUUCCUUAUUGAUCUAUACAAAGUUGUAUUCACAAUAACCUGUGCUGCUUUGAAGACACAUAAACACUUACUCAAGUUUAUCACCACAGUUGUUUUUUUCCCUUAGCUUUCCUUGGUAUUAAGCACUUCAGCAACCAUUAAAAACAGAAGUAAUGGUUCCUUUCAUACGCUUGGCGCAGUGCUGCAGCUAUAGCUCCAACAUAGUUUGUGUCAUGCUAACUAAAGCGUAAGAUGCCAGUUAAAGAAUGACCAUCAGGUAUCUUGACACUGAUAAGAAUGACUGUUUUUGCCAAGUCAAUCAAGUAUAAAAUCACACGUUUGUCACAUGGUCCACAUGUAUAGUUUUAUCUGGGAGCAGAGUGCUGCCUCUGCCUCUGCCUCGUACACGAGUAGAAUUAUUACUUGUAAGUAAAAAGAAGCAGGGUCUUGAAGCUGAGAGCCACGGAGGGCUGUGUGUUGUAGCGAGUCGACAGGACAUGCCAUAAGUUCUGUCCACAUUGCUGUGCUCCACAGCAGGAGAGCAGGGGCAGCCAGAGUGUCCCCAACCAACAUGAAGUGGACCGCUGAGCUGCACAAAUGCUGGUGGGCAGGGACAAGGAGAGGAAUAUAAUUGGCCACUGGGACUCGGCAGGUCCCUGUUAAUUAGAGGCAGCCAUUUUGGUGUAAAAAAACUCCUUAGAAAGCGUCCCAUGGAGUUGAAAGUCUCUCUGACAGAAUGGAGCUCAGCAGGGAAUGUAAACAGAUUUAAUAAGGCCCUCUCCAAUCAACUCUGUUAUGGCUAGAUACUAUUCUCUCCUUCCUCUCUGAUCUUCCCCUCUCUCUUUCUCUCUCUCUCUCUCUCUCUUUCCCUCCCUCCCUCUCUCUCUCUCUCUUUCUCUCUUCCUCUCUCUCGCUCUGUCGUUCUCACUCUGUCUCUGUAUCUCUGUUGUGGUAGAGUGGUGAGUGAGGAGGAAAGGAUACUGUCAAAAGAACAAUUUGCAUGCAGCUCUCAUCUUGAGAGCUUUUAGACAUCUCCCUGUCUGUUUGUUUUUCAGCUGUGGGCUUAGGCCAUUGUUCUUUCUCUGCAUGUACGUGCGUGUACGUGUGUGUGUGUGUUUGAGGAUGUGUUCCUCCACUCUGCGGAUGAAUGCAUAGAGGCGUGGGCAUGCAUGAAAGUGUAUGUGUGUGUGUCAGUGUGAAAUGAGAGUAUGGAAGCAGAGUCAAGACUGACAUUUAGUUGGUACUGCUCCUAAAACACUUUUAAAAAAACACAAAAUAACCAGAAGAAUGUCCCUUUUUUAAAUGUCAUUCCUGAUAUAGAAAAAAAAGAUUCUUCUACCUCUGUAAACCUUCUGAGACCAUUAGACUUUGGAGCUUUACAAAUACUUGACAAGCAGUUUUAUCUAAAUCUGAAUGUUAAUGUUAUUUGUCUGGUUACUGAAGGAUAACUUGUUUGCCUGCGUGUUUUGUUGUUCAUCAUCUUUGCUUACCACUACAAGUAGGUAAAUAUAUAAAAGUAAGGUGAUUAAAGCUAAGGAGUACACGCAUUGUAAGCUUCCAAAGUGGUUUUGAGAACUAUUUCUGGACAAACAGGGAAAUUUUUAAAUUCUGCUUUGAGCUAUAUUAUUAGAACACGGGUCCAGCCUUUUGAUAUUCCAGAAAUAGAGUGAAGUAGGACUCGUGUGCGUUUUUUUUUUUCUCUGCUAAAACCAGCCCUGCUUCCAAGUGCAGCCUGUCUGCCUGUUCUUAAGAAUAGUUAAAAAUAGACGAAGAGCUGAAUGGUUGAAAAGGGGAAAGGGAAAGAUCUGAGUGAUGGCUUUAAAAAUUUGAUUGAACCAGAUUAAAGAAUAUUUGCAUCUUAAUUUGGAUUUCAGCGUGUUAGGUCAUAACAGCACUUGUGCAGCAAUAUGUCAAACUCCUGAGCUUUUGCUGGAAUAGGCACAGACAUGCCAUGUAAUUCUAUGGUCUAUAACGUGUAACCAAAAUAACUACUGCCAGUGAGGCUACAAAAAUAUGAACAUGUAGCACAGUGACUGCAUGAUCUGUUAACACCUAAAUAUUCAGUCUACACAGUCCUUGUCUGGUUAAGCAUUAGUUAAAACAUAUUGAUGCUCUGCUUAACUUUGUAGUACAUCACCUUUUCUUUUUUCCGUUUUAUCUUCCCACCAUUUAGAGAUUAAUUUUAGCUGUCUCUGCUCUUAACAUUUGCAAAACACUGACACACUCACACAUAUACGCAACAAAAGCCAUUAAUUUGAUCAAACAAAUGUUUUUUAUGCAAAUGUAUGAAUAAUUUCUCUUCACACAUUGCUUUUGUUAGGGAAUAAUGUAUCAGAGUGCUCUCGUGGAGAAGCAAAGUGCAGCCUUCCUACCUCUUCCUCCUCCAACUUUUGACUUUCGCUCCCUCUCACCUUUUUUUGCUUUUUCUCACACUUACACCAAGCUCGCAGUUCCCUUUUUAAACUUUGAUGUGCCGAACCAGAUAUGAAAACACACUCUCUCUGUCACAGCGGCAGCAUCAGCAGUCAAAAAGCGGGCUGAGGGCAGCCCUGUUGCUGCCCCAUCCCGCAGAUCCAUUCAGGACCAUCCAGUUUUACUGUCUUCAUUAUAAUUUACCUGUUGAUCCUUUCAGUGUCUACUGUUUGUGUACUUCCUAGUGUUCAGACAUGUUGAUUGUAAAUGUGCACUAUUUGUUUACUGUAUGUUAAACUAUAACAAUUUAUUUCAUAGUCACUGUGACAAGAGGAGUAGUUUGUUUUUACACCUUUUUGAUAACUUAGUGAGCACAUGACUGCUCAUAAAUUGAAGAAAAUGUUGAUUCUUAAGGCAACAAUCUACUUCAGUCUGUCUCACAAAAUACUACAGGACAAAAUUAUUUAAUUGAGGUACCUAGAAAAUAAUGAUUUCUUAUCCAGAUCUCUCAAAUACCAGUUGAUCUAAGUGAUGUUAAGCCACUCUGCUCACGGAUUUGUAACAAUAUUUACAAUGGCCAAAACUUUUCAUAGAGGACUAAUAUUCUGUGACACAUGUUUCCCUCAUUCUCAGCUAACUUUGACAGUCUAUCAGUUGAACCUCUGUCACUUUAAAAGGCAAAUAUUGCUCAUAUAAUUAGUUCAAAACAGCUUUUAACAGUUUUUUAAUUUGCAUGUUAUGUGUAUGACUUGUUAGGACAUCUUGUUUUUGUUCCAAGAUGCUGAAAGCAGUACAGAAGCCUUUUUAACUUUUCCCCCUCUUUUCUUCCUUUCCCUCCCCCAUCUUUACCCUGCUGUAGAUUAUCAGUAACAUGGAGGCUCCAGUGACAAACGGGCCCAGCGGAGGAGGCAACACAGCCAACGGGCCAACCACCAACAGCCGCGGCUGCCCCUCGCCCAUGCAGACCGGACCAACAAACGACGACAGCAAGACCAACCUUAUUGUCAACUACCUGCCCCAGAACAUGACCCAGGAGGAGUUUCGCAGCCUGUUCGGUAGCAUCGGAGAGAUCGAGUCCUGCAAGCUGGUUCGCGACAAGAUCACAGGUACAGAAUAAGACUGUUUGUAUUGUAUUAAGGUAUUUAUGUUUUUCUCUAUAAUAAUACUGUAUCAUCUCAUUAGCUAAGAAAAUAAUCCGCUUUACUUUUACAGAAUUUGGUUAUUUUUCUUAGUGUGCUUCAAGAAGUGAUAAGAAAUGUAGUUUGCCAGAAGUCUAAGCCAACAGAGGAGGAUGUCUUACACUGAAGUACAACUCUGUUAGAGUUGGGAUGCUGUUUAAAUGUUGACAGAGUUUGAUGAUUUGCAAGUCAUUCAAAGUCGACAUUUAACUGGAGAUAAUACAAAGACAACAAAUCAAAGUCAAAAAUAGGAAAAUUAUAUUUUAUGAAAAAUACUUGCUCAUGUCGAAUUUGAUGCCAUAUCAAAACAUUUGGGACAAGGACUUGUUUAACAUUGAGCUGCAUCACCUUCUUUAACAACACUCUGUAACUCAGAGGAGAGACUAGUUUCUGGAGUUGUGAAAGUUCAGUGUUGUCUCAUUCCUGAUUUUAACUGCUGAACAUUAAGGGGUUACCUUUAUCACAUGUGUUGUGUCAUGGUGUGCUUCUGUAGGUUACUAAAAUGCCUACAGACAAGAUCAGCACCUGCAUUCUUUUUCUAUGGAGCUAUGCUGUGGUAAUGCCUGCAUCUUUCUGCUGCAUUAUGCAAGGUCUUCCCUGAAAAAAGGCUCUGUCUAGACAGAAGCAUAUGUGGCUCUAUAUAUAUAUUCAGCAUUAUUGGUGUUUACAGAUGUGUAAGCUACCCAUAGCCGUCUCCAUAUCAUCAGGGAUGCUGGCUUUUGAACUGUGUGCUGAUAAGUUAGAUGGUCUCCCAUUUGUACAGCAAAUCUCUAAAUCUCUUCUAAUUUGCUCCAGUUGAUGAGCUCCUCAAACUCGUCGCUGUUUUUAGGAAUAUUAUUCUGGGAUUGCCGAACUGAUUCCUCAUCUGGUUUCUCACAGAGCGAGGACCCUCUGUAAAUAAUGUUAUUUAUGAGAUGAUCCACCAGGUGUUUUUCAGGGUUUUUCAGUCCUUAUUCCUUAUUUUUUUAAAAACAUGUUGCUGGCAUCAAAUUUCAAAUUAGCAUAUUUUUUCAUAAAACAAUAUUAUUAUUUGUCAGUUUCAGCCUUUUAUUUGUUGACUUUUUUUCAAACAAAUAAAAGCUUUGAAUGAUCUGCAUACCAUCAGAUUCUGUUGUUAUCAACAUUUUUACUCUCACUGGACUAAAGUUGUAAAACAUGAAUCAGGCUUUCAUAAACUAGCUUGAUCCUUCAAAACUAGACUUUUUAUUUUCUUUUUCUAAGUAAGAUAUUCGUAUCUUAGUUGAAAAUUGUCAAAAAAAAACAUGAACGCUGCUGGUCUAAGGGUUUUUUCUUCUGUAGUUGCAGUAUUUAUUCUUAUGUGUGUUUUUAAGUAAAUUACGAUAAAUUCAUCAGGAUAAUAUAUCAUUUACUUUACAGGAAAAGCUUACAAGCUUCACAUAGUUUUUACAAGUUAAAAAAUGAGAGUAGAUACGUCGUGUAAAGAACUAAGUAUUAAGAAUUGAGUCUCACUUUCAAAACCUGCACACUUGUUCAGAAAAGCUCUUAAUCAAUCAUUGACUCAUUGAAAACACAAGUGAUUUCUGAGAAGUCAUCAGUGUAUUGCCUUCUAAAAGAAGAAAUCCAUCCCUGCCCUUUGUGUUUGUUCAAUAGCUGUGACUCAGCAAUGCAGCAAAGUGCCACAUGUUCUCCAGAGGUGUUUAAAUUAAGCAGCACUUGGCGGUGCUAAUCAUGGCUGUAAUCUGGGCGUAGUGGCUGUGUGGGUGGCUGUACAGCAGAUGGAUCAGGGGGUUGGCGUGGUGCAGCUCUGUGAUAAUGCUCCAUAAUGGCUUUCAUUUUAGAUCCUACUUACUGACACUCUUCUCCUGAUAAUCUCAUUAAAGAGCACCAGGCAAGCAGGCAGUCUGGAUCACUGAGCCAUUCUCGGAGGCGAGGCAAGGAGGGUAAACAAAUACAUACCACGGAUAAAAACGCAAACAAAAUCUGGGAAUUAGAUUUCCUUAACGGAUAACAGACUACCUGAAGACCUAAGGUGAAAACAGUUGUACUUUAAACCAGAGGUUUUCACUUAGAGAAGCAAUUCUUGUGUCCGUCUGUUCUCAAAGUCUUUCAAUCUUGAUGUGAAGCACUGCAACUCAUCUUUAAAACCACCUUCCUCUUCCUCAGUAAUGGUCCACAAAAUGGAACCUAAGAGUCAGGCACCCUGGGAUAAUGGAGGAUGGUGUGUACAGAAAUAACAGUGGGAUACCACAUGCUAUGAUCAUCACCAUCACCAUGUUCUCUCUCCAUUCGUUUUUACCCUCAAGUGUGAUUUUCCCCAAACAGCAGCAAGAAACCAAACUAGCAGCAGGUACUUGGUGAGAGUUUUGAAAUGAACCAAAUUGCGGUAAACCUGAGUCGGGAACUUAAUUGAGAAUGUGAGAGAGGUAGAAAAAUGUUUGUUCGCUCACUUCUAAACCAUUUAGGGUACUUCUCUACCCUGCGCUACAAGGUCCAACAGAUGGCUUAGUAUCAAUGCAAAAAAAAAAGCUAUAAAUAAAUCCUGCCCUCCCCUCCAUCUUUUCCCCUCUGGUGUUCACCCAUUUUUCUCUCCCAUGAGUGCAAUUUCUUCACGCAAACUUUUAGGCUAACAAAGCAUAGAUCACCUCCUCAGCAGGGGGGAUGCCAAGGGGCUUUUCACUCCCUGACACGAGUCCAAAUCAUUAACAGACUCAGCCAGGUAUGAUGAAGGGAAAGGUAUAGAAAAGGAUCCCUGGAAGAGUAUGGAAGACACCAAAUUUACACCCUUGUGCUUUUGAGUCUGUCAUAAAUAUCUGCACAUUAAUGCAAACAUUUAUAUCUGAGUUCUUUCUCUAAGUCCAAACUGAAGGAGGCAGGAUCAUUUUACCUUGUUGAAAUUUCUGGAUAAGAGUUAGAAUAAGUGAUGUGCGGUAGCAGCUAUUAUUCAUAUUGAUGGGACUACGAAGGGCUUUGUGUUGUAUUAUACAGAGUGAGGAGAAAAGAACAAAGCAGAAACUUUUGAAUAAAUUCCUUCUAUGAAAAUAUUAAAUCACAUACUUGGAUAUUUGCAUCAAUAAUUCACCAUGACUAGGUUGAAGUAUUCUACCGCUGUAUUAAAAAUUGAGGCCGUCUUUGAGCGAGCAUACUGUACCACGAGCAAGGGUCUUUAUUUUUUGUCUUGUAUCGUUUAAGAUUAGCAGAUGCUCUCACUUUCUGGACUAUCAUUUAUCAGUGUUGAAGUUUCCCAGCCCUGUUUGUGGCUUGACUUCACUGUGAGUAUUUGCUGACAAGGUGUGAGCACAUGAGCCUCUCCGAUGGUAGCAGAGGUAGACAGGUCCUCAGUGUCCUCUCAGCUUCCUGCGGACUCACUCUUGUCAGCUCCGAUGACGCCAGCCCGGCCUGAGGCUUGGGCGGGUGCGGGCAGGCGUGGACGCCUUGGCUCCGUCUGUCAACCUUGCGUAUUUCAGCUGGUAGAAGAGCCACCUCUGGGUCUGCUCCCUACAUUCCUGCAUGCUUGCCUACCUUUCUGCCUGCUCGCCUCCUUGCACAGCUACCUCUGAGGUUCUCAUAACACGGCAGGGACAUGCAGGUUAAUCUUUUAUUUAAGCCUAGCUAACACGCACCUAGCCACAGCCCAAACACUUGCACAUAAGCCCCAGGCCUCCACCUGUGAAAAUGUCUCUCUUCUUGGCUGCUCUUGAAGAGAAGAUAGCUUAAGUUUGUUGUUUUUGUAUCAAAUGUAAAUACUCUUUAAAAUUUUAUGAUUGCGCACCUGUGUUCCGGAGAAAAUGCUACGUAUUCAAAUGCUUGGAAUGAGGACAUUAUGGCAAGAUGCUGUGGACUACAGAUGGUUCUACAAAGCAAAACAGUUAGUUAAGCUGAAAAUUUGCCAGCCUGAAAGCUUACACCUUGAUAAAUCGCUCCUUACUGGAACAUGGUUUUAUAGAGAGCAAGGAAAAAUUAAUGUGGACCUUGCAACUUACUGAAUCAGCUCUCACAAUCAUCCACACAAGUUCAAGCACGCAGGCAAACACACAGUAAUGACUGAUUCUUGUCAAAAAGUUGUUUUGGGCUGUAUUUUGGCAUGAUAAUAGACUGCUCUUGUUUUCAUUACAACAUUAAGAAGAGGAUAAUGGCUUUUCAUGCAGCAAAAACAACUGACAGUGUUUGACAGAGUUUGACAGGAUUAUAGCGUUGUGGACAGCGACUUUUUGGUUUACAUAUCGUGCCAAUAGGACAGUACAGUCAGAGCAGCAGAAUGCCAAGUCUGACUCUGGAGAGAUAGAUGGGAUUGUAUUUUACUCGCUUGUUGAGUAAACAGUUCAUCGUGUUUACAAGCUGCUAUGUGUCUGCUCUGUUCCGGCUGCUUCUGUGACCUUUUCCUCGGAUAGUCGCAGCAUUUGCUUAUUGCCAGCUUCAGCGGCAAACUUUACCAACCUUUUGAUAACAGCGUUUGUUCUUCUCAUGCUGAUAUUUAAUGCUUAUCUCCACAUCAAACCUGUGAAGGCUGUAUCCCCAAGCACGCUGAGUGAAGCCUUUGGUGCACACUUCUUUAGUCACCUUCCAUGUGUUGGUUUUAAACAAGGAAUCUGGGGAGCUGAUGCAAAUCAUAGUGACAAUGUAGCAAGCCAAGCAGAUGUUGGCUAUGAAAAAUAGAUGGACUGUGAUGUCAGCUGUGGAGUAGUUGGAGCCAGCGCACCUCUGACAGACAGCAGCUUCACUUCCAUGUAAAAGCCUGCUGCAAGCCCAGUUCUUACAUAAGAAUAGGUAAGACCUAUUCAUAAACACCGGGCCACAAAAAAAAAAAAUUCCAGGUUUGCUGGAUUUGGCUUGCUUUGCACGCACAGGCGUGUGGUUAGUGCAGAACACUUCCAUUAGUUUCAUUGUCGUUCCAUUUCGGGAACAUCAAGUGCACCCGCAAAUAUUGCAAACAUAAAAUAUGCAUCCAACCCUGAUCUGUAAGGACAGCCGGGUGGAGCUCAAUCCUGUACAAAGUCUGUCAGUCUAACAGGGAGCAGAUCAAAUAUUCACCAUAUAAACCUCAGUUUACCCACAGCUCUUUGUUGCUACUGAAAUAUACAUCGACAACACGCUCAGGAGCAAAGCUGAUUCUCUUUGUACUCCAGACUGCAAGUAGAGCUGUUUUUCACCAAUGACUGAUGGGAACAAUACUCUCUAGUAUUCCUGUUUGUUUUACGAUGAGACCUCUUAAACCUAACUAAAUCAUACUGAGGGAGAUCUGCAGCAGCGUUUAUAUCUCACAUACAGUCUCCAUUUAUCUUAAUGUGAAAUGCUUUUGAAGGCUGAAGAUAGCGUGAACAGAGCUGACAGGCAAAAAGAUGGAAAAAGGAUUUGACAUCUCCAAAGCCAGGUAUUAAGAGAGCUGCCAGGCUCAGAAGUGCAGACACAAGCAGCCAGACACACAUUAAUGUUUCAGAGUCCCAGGUCCAGAAAAUGUCCUGUCUCUCUUUCUCUAAACGCCCCCCCUGCUUCCCCUCCACUCUGCUUAGGACCCAGAAUUGGAUGUCCUGAGAGCUUGCUUGGCUGCAUCGUUCCUCCAGUGACCCUCGCCUCAGACUGCCUCUGUCCCCUCUCAUUCCACUCUAAAUGCCCUUUACUUGGAACACAGAGGUUGCGUCUGUCCCAUGUGUCAGCCCCAGAUCUACAGGCUGACUGUGCCGCAGGGCUGCUUCCUUUCCCUCCGACCCUCCUCUCUGAGCACACCCUACCUGGCCUGAAGAAAGCCAGACAGCCCCCUUGUCCCUUGAAUGUAUGCUGUAGGGCUGGGGCUGGAUGGCUUUGGGCUUGUAGACCUGCUCACCAUAAGUCCAAGCAGGUGGAGCAGAGUCGGCUCUUCAAACCUGACAUAACAAGGUUAUUCAAGACUUUAAAGGGACUUCUCUGUCAGCUUUCCUUCUAUUUUUCAGCUGCACAGCCAGCCAACCAGCCCACACACUGCAGGCUGCAGUCCGCUGGCCCCAAGGCUCAGGGAGCCACCACGAGGGGGUGGUUUACGUGUAUGUGUGUGCUUGUGUGUCCCUGAGCUUCAACGUGGGCAAGUGUAUGUCUGUGCGUGUGUUGGAGGAAGCAGGGCCUUGGGAACUGAGAGUGGGAGCCUCCUGACUGCAACAGUGGCUGCUACCUUGGCAACCCAGGAGGGAAAGAUGUGUUGAAUGAGUGAGUGGGAGAGGGAUCUACAGUAGAUGCAUGCGUGCGGGGGAUGUGGCUGUUUAUGAAUUUAGUUAUUUAAACGGGCUGAAUACAUGCCAUAUGAUAUGCUCCGACCGUACCGCUAGUAUUUGAGGUACUGUAGUCUUUUGUUCUCUUCGCAUAUAUAUUUUUGCGAACUCGCCCAUCUCCCCUGUCACUGCUGAGCUGACCCUCGGUGAGGUAAGUGAAGUGUACUUUGACAUGAAGCUGGUGACAGGGCACCUUUGCGAACGCUGGGGAGCGCGCUGGCCCAUCAAAAAUAGCACUACCUCAACUUGCUGCAGCAGCAAGGGGCAAAACGUCAGAACAUGGGAGAGGACAGAAGCAGCAAGUGUGACACAUUUAUUUUGACAAUGUGAAAUGUUUUUCUUUUUUUCCCCCCUCCCGUCCGCCUCGUCUCAAAAUGUCCCUAAAUUCAAGACUGACUGAACGGAUUUGCUUGUUUCUGGGGGAAGGAGCUGGUCCUCUCAAGGUGUGUUAACAUCAGCAGCUCAGAGUCACGAUGAUCUCUAGAAGCUGAAACUUCCCGUCACCCCUUUGAUGAUCCGUCCACCAAUGAACUCUCUGAAUGACAGACAGACUGACAGGGUGCGGAUGGAAAUGUUUAAUAGAUAGCCCUUUGGGGACCCUUCAGUCAGAUUUGUGCUUUUUUUUUGUUAGAUUCAUACAGAGGCUUUUCUACAAUAGGGAACCAAGAGGAAAGGAAAAUUAUAACUUGACAUUUUUGUUCUCGCCAAGGGAUUCCUCGAGGCUAAAGAGCUUCAAUUAGGCCUCAAAUUUUUAAUAAAAUCAGUCAAGAAACAAUAGACUGUGGAAAAGUAUACAUUAAAAAAGGAAGCUUCUGUCAGCUUCUGUGUUUUAAUGUGUGGCUACCACUCCACAUCAAAGAGUCUAUAGUUUGCUGUGUGAUGUUACCCCGAUGAUAGCAGUAGAUGAAGGUGCUUUCAUGUCUGCAGCAUGGGGCUCUUACUCACAACAAACGCCGCAAAAUAAUAGCAGGAAAUUUGCAACUGCAAUAUCUUACAAUGUGCCCCACAGUUUAUAAUUGUAAUCCUCCUGUGUGUGCCCCACAAUGUCAUACAUGAAUCCAUUUAGCUUAAUUAUAUGCUUGUAAGUUGAGUGCAGAAAUGUAUUCAGCUAUUUUGCCUUUGUUGUGCUUAUUUACUUACCUAUGUGUAAUUUUGCUUAGGCAAGUAGUGUGAAUUUUCAAUUGCAUGUGUGUGUGUGUAUGGAAGGGUGAAAGGAAAGGUGAAAUUACAUAGUGGGGACAGCAGGCAGCACACCCGCUCGAAGAACACUCAUUUUCUCAUCUCACACAUUGGGCAACCUGCUGCUCCUCAGGAAACAAAUAAUGGCUUAGUCAUAACACCUCGCUAACACACCAAAGAGCUCCUCACUAGAAAUAGCAGUGUUUUUACCACUGGAAAAAAAAACAUGCCCACCUCCCCAUAUAAUAUAUGUCAGAUUGUACAACAGGUCUGCCAAAAGAGUAGGGGCGACUCUAAAUUAUCCUCCACCUCCUCACUCCUCUCCUCCAUCUAAUGUGGUUAGUCUGUUAGCGAAACCAGCCAUGACACCGGAUGAUAAAGCACUUCAGAGCUGGAGGGGAGAAUCUACACAUAAUUAUGACAGCUUUUGGCAAAUACAUACACAGACCCCAGCAGUUUAGUAUUAUACUGCUUAUGAACCCUUUCUUCUUAUAUUUAUCUGUUUCAUAUAAAUCCCAUUACAUUCUUUAUUAAAAGACCUCUGCCAGCUUUAAAUUUACAUAUUUCUUAUUUCCAUGGCUGUUGAGCAUUUUCUUGAGUUGUUGCGAGUGGCGUAGAUUUUGUACAACUGGCACUGCAAGCGGCUGUGAAAUCAAAGCAAAUGAAUAUCUAACCUCAUUAAAAGGCCAUUAUGAUGAGCAAUGCAUCAUUUGGGUUCUUGGUUUUAAUUGACAAUUAAAACAUAUAAGUUAAUGUAUCCAUUAAGCUAAUUCAUCAGCACAGGGCUGAUUUUUGGUGAGCUACAACCUCAUUAGAGACUGUUUAUUAUGCAUUUUUAAUAGCUUUUCUAUAGUGUCUCAUAUGCUGUAGUUUCUCAGUCGUUUUUCUGUGAUUAUAAACUUCCACAAUCUCUAUCUUUGAUUUCUUAAGAAGGAUUCAUCCCAGUGACACAAUGUUGUGUUUGGGAAAUUCUGCCUUAGUGGCUGUUUUUGAAAAGUCUUUCAAUGACCUCCUGUUAAGUUCAGAUAGAUUACAAGGCAAUAGAAAUUGUUUUUUUGAGUCUUACCACUUUCAAUAGUCUGAAGUGUAAAAUAAAAAGGCUGAUGCAAAAUCACAACCUGUCAUUGCCUUGCUACUUUCCUUUGUCUUAAUUACAUCAUGUCUGGUGUUGUUGUAAUGAAAAGCAGAUGAAUGCCGAGCAGGUCUUACCCUUGUGGUCCAAAAAGACAGCAUGCUAGGUUAAAUACCGCUGAGACAUUUUAAACUGUGCUUAACCGCAGUGUGCUGAGCUGGAACAGAGCAGGGCACUGUGAUGGUUUGAUCCAAAUGCAGGCAGCGCACAGGGCUGAUCCUGCUGGGGAGUAUUGAGGUGGACAGUGCAGGUGCUGUGACAGGCUCAAGCCAACUACACUGCCUAGUCACUGCAUGCAUACUGUAGGUUACAAACAGAGCAGCAUUUACAGUAGUAUGCUCGUAGGCAUGAUCGGAUGUGCAUGCAUAUGAGAACAAAUCUCUUCUUUACAUUCGUUAAGCAGUUUAGGAGCUACAAACCCCCCCACACACGUUCACAAAGCAUGAUGCAAUCUCUGGUGAGCUGCCAGUCGCUCUCGUCUUCACUGUCCUGCUGGGAGGACAUAUUCGACUGCUUGUGUUUGUUUGUGUGUGUCCCAGUGAUGGAGUGAUUACAUGUUUACACGCAUGUGUGUGCACAUGUGUGUAUAUCUGUGUGCUGCGUUGGCGUCACGUCUCCAGGCAGCCAGGCUGUCUGCCUAUGGCUCCCUGCUGUUAGCUCCUCUGUAGAAGGCUGGAAAUGGUUGGUUGAAUACCCUCCUGGAGAUUUCCUAAAGCUGCAGGCAGCUGUCUCCCCAUCUCCCCUUCAUAUCUUCUUUUCUCCUUGCUCACCUAGGGAUGGAUGCCUGCCAGUGAGCCUCACUCCCACCUUCUUUUCCUCCAGCCCUGAAAGCCCUCAGUCUCGCCAGAGAGGGUGUGAUGAAGAGGGUGGGAGCUGGCUGCCAAUACAAGCCUAGGUUUCCACCACUUAUAUCAUGCACAGUCAACAAAAGCGCAUACACACGAUUCUCGACAAACAUGUUAUCUACAUAAGGCGGCAGGUGAACGCCUGGUCACCAAGCCUGUAAUUGGAGUAAAUACUCCAGAUCUUCUGUUGCAGUACUUUAAUCAAUCACUGACUCACAUGUGUCCAUACUCACACUUGUAACUCACUAGUGCCCACACACACAUACACACACACACUUAAAAAAGACACUCAACCUCCGCUGAGGCCUGUCAAACAGCACAGCAUCCAUGGUUGCCAAUUUGGCCCCAUUUGGCUGCCUGGUCUACUCCACGAGUGCUAAGAGUCUCUGUACCAUUAAGCACCAGCCGGCCCAUCUCGACUGCCCUGCAUGAGUGCUCUUCGCCAGCGCACUUCAUUUUCAGCUAACCCUCCUGUAGCUGCGCUUGUCGAACCUCACAUUUCUUGUUGAAGAUGAGGGAGAAGGGUGAGAAAGGUGAUGGGAAAGUGGGAGGCGAGGGUAGGAAAGAUGGCGAAUGCUGGAGAGGAGCAUUUGAAGCGGCAUGCUCUCAGCUGUUGCACCCAUCUGGAUUACAAACUCAGUGUAAAUUGAAUACAUAGUUUCAAAUGAAUUCUCUUUAACGCAUCCAUUUGGUGGAAAACAAUGCCUCUUACUGUAUGCUGCUGGCUAAUUUAGAAAAUCAUUUGUGGCCCAUUGUAGUUAUUGGCAAGCUUAAACUCCAGUACAUAAAUGCUUUAUUCAACUCAUCUGAUUAUUUACUUGCUCUCUUUCUCGUCAUUAUUCCUGCUCUCUUUUGUGUGCUUAAUAUUUAAAACAGAGGAGCCACAAAGCACCAUUUUUUUGAGUUACAUUUAAACUGACAAACUUAACACCUGAUGUCAGCUUAGAGUCAGAGGAGGAGGAGGAGGAGAGAGAGAGGAAAGAGGAGGGCUAGUUAUAAAUAGCAGAAAUCUCUCCAGAAUGGCAGGUUUUUAAUUAACAAUAGAGUGUCUGAUGAUCCACAGUUAAUCCAGAGGAAAAGAGGGAGGAGAGGAGGGAAGAAGAGAAAAUCAUCAGCUGUUUGAUGUUCGGACUACAAGUCCCUCCUGGCCCUUCCAACGCUCGCUGCUGAGCUGUUCUGCGCUGUUCUGCGCUGUGAUAUCCAUAGCCCAAAUGUAUUUAUUUAGUGAAACAGCCAUGCUCCAUAUUUUGUGAUUCACUUUGUCUCUGACUAACCGCUGUCUGUUCCCAUUAGCGUGGAUAUGUGCACUCCGCUCCUCUUAAACUGACUGCGAUGCUUUGUGCUUGUGUGUGGUGUUAGUGGAUCCGGGCUGUUUGUUGAAAACUAGCUGACUGAAGGCCCGAUGGCUGGAGGCAUCCUCUUACAGUCCUACGCCUGUUGAAAGGCUUGAUCUGUCGGGGAAACACAGGGACAUGUCAGGCCUGCUUCACACUCAAAGGGAGUGUGCUAUCUAAGACACUUUGAGCUUAGAGGGAAAUGGGGGUGGUAUUUUUUUCUCUUUUUUUUUUUACACAGCUGCAAAGACAGUAACAAAUAUGUUUUUUGUACUAACUGUGAUACUACAUUUUCAGGGGCAUUUCAGGGGGACGUGAACUUAAUUUAUGACAAAUUAUGAAAAUAUUUUUAUUAAUUAAUUAUAAUAAAUUAGUAAAAUAAAUUGAUCAGUCCCUUUAAGCUCUAAGAAUACCAAUAUAACAGGCAGCUAUUUGAGUGAAGACACUGUUUCUGUGCAAUACGAUUAACAUUUUGACCUGAAUACUUAAAAAAAUGUUGUUUUUUUAUAAUCAUUAUUGUUUGCCGAACUUUUUAGGUAUUUAUUAAAUGCUAAAAAACAGGUCCUCUUCCCACUUGUGGCUUGUAGCAGAGCAGGAUUCUCAUGACACAUAGUUGACAGAUAUCACACUGAGACUCUUUGCGCCUCGGGUAGAAGACAUUGUGAUCUUGAGAGUGGUGAUGGAGCGAUGCAGGACAGGAUAUUCCAGUACAAAGAGGUGUAAUGAUGAUGAUGAUACUCAAGGAGAAGUAUGAGAAAUCAUUUUUAGUUGUAAGAAGCUGAGCAACCAGGGUCAAGUCUGGUCGAUGACUUAUUGGAGCAAGUUACUGAAUAAUCUUGAUUUCUAACCCUUUGGACAAAAAGGUUUAUAUAGAGUUUCCUAAGCCUGUCUGUUUUAGGGUAAAUGUGUUUAACCCUCUUCCCUAAAUAUGAGGGACAUGAUUUAAGUGUGGCUUAUAAAUAUGAAUUAAGAUGUUGUGUAGUUGUCAGUAAGAAAAGUAAAUAAUUGAAGUAUGAAAUCAGGAUAACUUUCUAAAAGAUUUUCUUUCUCUCUUUGGUCUUUAAGGACAGAGUCUGGGCUAUGGUUUUGUCAACUACAUCGAUCCAAAGGAUGCAGAGAAAGCCAUCAACACGUUAAACGGACUCAGACUUCAGACCAAAACGAUCAAGGUAACUGUCACCACAUACAAUUAAAUACAGACAUUUCUACUACACAUCAUAUUAAUGAAAAACUAGAUACUUGAAAAGCACAACUGCAGAUAUAAAAGUUAAUGAACUGCAAGAUGAUGAUUAAUAAAAUCACAAUUAUUUUAUUAAGUUGUGGAUGUCAUGCUAGUAAAUGUCUCUUUCUUCUCCCUCAAAGCCUCUUUAGAUAGUGAUGCUGUUAGCGAAUAAGCUGGAGGGCAAGAUGGGAUUAACAUGCAUGAGGCUCAGUAAUUAAAUAGACCAUCUAAAUCAAAGAGACACUCUGAAAAGCUUUUGACUACGGAUGACAUGCUAAUUACCUUCUAAAUGUCAAAAUCUACAGGUGAAAAUAUACAUACAUAAAAGGGAGAAAGACAUCAGUCAUGAAAUGUUUUCUAAAAUAAUACAGAGCUCGGGUUCUACAUUUCAAUGGUAUGACUAAUGUGCAGGCUUGUUGGAUGUUGGAGGUAAGACAGAUAGACCAAUGCCAACACUAUUCUGUCCUCCCUCCAAGACUGUAAACAAACCGAAAAGCAUUUGGUUGGAGCACACGGUUUACAUCAACACUUACCUUACUCCAACAUCAUCCUCUCUCGUCCCUUUUGCUCUGUGCAUGCUAAUGUAUUAUGGUUUUUAAACUAAGCAGUAAUCUGUUGCUCUGCCGUAAUCCCUGGAUUCUCGCCUUCUGCCAUCUGAUCUAAUGUAAUCUAAUAUCAUGGGAUUAGCCCGUAUUUGUGAAUGGGCAAUCCCUGGGAGAAUCCCCCCAUUCACAAUGCAGUGGCUGCCUGACCUGGCCUUGGCUCAGCAGUGCUUCCUGGCUCUUUUAACGGCUUAAAAACAAGAUAAAAAUGUUAGAAUGAUGAACACUUGCACCAGAGUUGAUCUGCUACCUUAAUUUAUCCUGCUGAUACUAUUUUAGAUAUAUUAACUUAAAUAUCAGUCAAUACUAGCAACCCCACUGUUACCUUUGGAAUGAAAAUCGAAAACCAAUACUCUUGACUGCUCACAUUUGUCUAGCUUUGACAACAUUAUAGCACCUUUUAGAUACAAACAAGGGAAGAAAAUGAAUUCACCAUUGAUCGAAAAAUACCGACUGCUGACAGUUUUAUACUGUUUGUGUUGGCACAUGAUGGUUUACCUGAAACCAGUUAACUUUUGGAGCUUAUUGGUUAUGGUAUUCGAUCGAUGCAACAAUUGGCAUAGUUAUCAAUGCCAGAAACUAGCAUUUUAGGCAGUAUUCAAUGUUAAUGAUGUUAUUUGUCAGAUGUGUGGUUAUUUUUAUGUUGUCGUGACUGAAUUACAGCUGUUAUGUCUGCGAUAGAAAGCAAGUCAGCUAACAUCAGCGGUGCAACAAAUCACAGUUGAUAAAUAAUCCAUGUGUAUGAUCCUUGUUCAGAUCUCAUGUGAGCCGCUGGUCAGUGGAAAAUUUUUCAUUGUGGUGUCCUUUGAAUCUAGCCCUGAUAAAUCCCAGAGAGCAAGAAAUAUAAAGAGGAAAAGAAAAGUAGAGAAAGCAGCAUUACAGGCACACAGGCGUAAUGGUACCGUGGAGAUUUACUGCAAAAAUGUGACUUAGUUCAGUCUUGGUUUUUAUCAGCCUCACGUACAGUAUGUUUCACACAAAUUUUCACCCACAAAAGGAUCAGAAAGUUCUGACAUUUUGUUGUGUACGGAUAAUUACUUUAUAUCACUGCUGUGUUUGAUCUAGAAACUAGAUGAAGAGAAAAGGUCCCAAGAUGCAUGCUUCCUGUUUGUAGUCCACCUCACAUGACACGCAACAGGAGCAGCCAGCGCACAGAUACAGAUAUCCACUGGAUGAGAAAUGCACAUGUGUAAAGUGUUAAACACUCUCACAGCUCAUACAAGAAAAACUGUUGUUUUGGCAUCAUGGCAAAUUUCUUUAUCACAAUUUUCAUAAUUUUUGUUUCAUGCUUGUCAAGUCAAUGUGCUCUGUUUAGCGGGGACAAACACUGAGUUGCAGUACAGUAACAAAGACAGUAUGUCACAGACUGCUGCAUUCAAAGAUGUUUAAAAAACUGUCUAUAUAAAAUUUAAGUUUAGGUUUAUCUGACUGCUUCUAAUUCUCAUCAGAGAUGUGGUAACAUGUAUGCAUGGAGGAAAGUUGAGGGUGUGAUAGACCAUCGAAAUGCAUUGAUUCCCUGCAUUGGUAAUGCAGUUACAGUCCAGGCGGGGAGUAGAAUUUUUCUACAAUUUAUUUCAUGAGUUCACUCUUCUAAAUUGAUCCAGAAAUGAUAAAUAAGAUAAGUCCAUAACCCUGAACCAAAAUGUGAGAUUUGUGAUCCAUUGGACCCCUAACCAACACAAACCCAGAGGCAGUCUCAAUGUAAAGGCUGAAAACAGUUGAAGGUCAUCUGAGCGGUGUGGAAAUCUUGUGGUGUUUAUUGAAUGUAGCAUCCUGCGUUCACAGAUUUCACUCUCACACUCUCCUGACACAAGAAGUUGCCUGAAGUCAUUCCCGAGAUAAAGGCAGUCUUGGUAAUGACAGAAGACAACUCUGCAUCUCUGUCUGGCGCUAUCUCUCUUUCACACUUCAUUUCCUCCCUCCCACAACCCUCUUUUCCUUGCUGUCUCCCUCCACAACAGAUCACAAUACCCUUAAGGUAAUUAGGUAAAUUAAAAGGCAGCACGGUAAUUUCAAAAUGAAGUUUGGCGCUCUUUCAUGUUACACCCUUCCCACUCUCUGCCAGUACACUCGUGACGAAAAGGUUUGGCCUACAGAUUCACAUGCUCCAAGGCGAUGUGUCUCAGGGUAGUGUGUUUGAGUUGGUUUUACUCCUACCGUUUCCUACACCACGACACCUCAGAUUUAGUCAGCGAUGCUGCUUCCUGUCUGAGGCGUUAGGGGAAGCAGCAUGCCAAAGGUGAGAGGAUCUCACAGUGACAUGCAUGCACAUAAUCUCUCACACUUUUCCCAACUUUCAUAGGCGCACACACAUACACACACACACAAUCCACACAUACCCUACACCACACUUGUACACAGUACCGCUCACAGCUUGAGGAGGUGUUGAUGGAUUAGACAUCUGGAGUUGGCUGACAAGGAGAAGAAAUGAGGGGAGAGCUGCGCAGAGAAGAAAAGAGGAGCAAAAAGAGGCAGAAUCUGGAAGAGAGAGAAAGGUUUAGUGAGGCAGCACGCAGGAAGGAAGCAGAGGGAGAAGAUUCAGGCAGCAAAGAGCAGUGAGAUACAGAGAGGAAGAGGAAAACAUAGGAGCAGAGCAGAGAUGCCAAAGAGAAAGAUGUGUAAAAGAAAAGCGAGACAUGGAGAAAGCCAGCUGUUCCCAAUCCUAUUCUUACACCGUAAGAGUUCAGCAGGAUUUCCAUGCUGCUGCUGAAGGAUAUGACUGCAUAUCCACCAUAUUUGCCUGACUUUAACCCUAUUUGAUAGCUUAUGUCUCCACAUGUCAGAGGUAAUGAAAGUACUGCAAGGGAAAGCUGCUCCUGUCAGCAGCAGCAGUAAUGGGAUUUGCGCAACUUUUGCCUGAGCAAAAACCAGGUCUACACACGAGGACGUUUGGGACAAUGUUUGAGAAGUGAAAGUUCAGCGGUAGAGAGCGACAGCUGCGAGUAGAGAGUAAUGUACAGUUCAUUCAUAGAAUAUAGCCUAUACAGUGUGAUUGACAGGAAAAUAGCUUUGAAAGAUGCACAUAUGUAAGUCAACGGUGUCUCUGAAGGUGUUAAGGAAAGAGGAGGAGGAGCAGCCUGCUACUAUAAGGAUCAGGGAAAUAGUCUAGAUAAUUAUAAAAUUAUAAAGUCUUUUUAUUACCCGAAGACUGUUGCAUGACAAGAAUGUAGAGGACUUUGUUGUGUAAAAAGUAUGCGUGUUUUGUCAGUAUCUGUAAGGUGUAUAUGCAUUUAUUAUUAUUCAUACUCUGUCUGUAUAACAUUCAGAAGAUGUGUAGCAGUGAACUCAUUACUCUGUCUUAUAUCUUUAUCUUUCAGUAAUGCCUGCAUGAUUAAAUUAAAGUGUGUAUGACUCUACUCAUCAAGACUGGCAGGGCUAAUUGGCACCAGCUAACAAGCUAAAAGGCAUUCAUUCAUUUGCUGUUGAACUCGUUGAUAAAUCUGCUGACAUUGCUAAUGGAAAAAAAUACAUCUGCAAACACAACAUAUAAACCACUCUGUCACGUACAAUGAUUUGACUCAGCAUAGCUCAGUCACAGCCCGAGUACUAUUAAUCCUGUUCUCCUGGCUCGCUAGGCUUCCCUUUCAAAGUAAAACACCUGUGGUUUCUACUCAAGGGAACAAAGUUUCCUCAGCUCCCAACAGCAAACAACUCCAGUGUUAUCUCCCAAGAGUUCUCAGCAGCCAAGUCUUUCCUGACAAUGAAAAUCCCCAUGGCAAGGUGCACUGGGAAAAUUUAGUCACAAUUUUUCUCUUGUGGUUACAAUGACCCGCUCCCCUGCUCAAUCCAAACACACAAACGCACACACAGACACGCAUUAAAUCCCCCGUCGUGUAGAUUUAAACCUCCAGGAUGCUCAUAGUCACUGACUGCAUACACUAAUACAUUGUGGAUUUUCCCCACAGGUGUCAUAUGCACGACCCAGCUCAGCCUCCAUUCGUGAUGCUAACUUGUAUGUGAGUGGCCUGCCCAAGACUAUGACUCAGAAGGAGCUGGAGCAGCUCUUCUCCCAGUACGGACGGAUCAUCACCUCGCGCAUCCUUGUCGACCAGGUCACAGGUAUCCAUGGGGCAGCACCUCCUCCGUUUCACACUUUCAUACAGACACACAGAAUCAACCGAACGCACACAGAGGCCAUCGUUGUUCCUGCCGCUUCAUCACAGUAACUAAAACUGGGAUCUUUCUUAACAAGUGGAGUUCUAGUUAAUAAUGUUGUUGAUAACAGUCAUUUGUUUUGGAGAACAUGCUUGUAGCAGAGAGAUAGUGGGGUGAUCAUAGAUUAUUGUUAGCCCACUAGCAAUAGCUGCAGUUUGCUCCCAAGCUACGAAGGUUUGUUGAGCUUUUUGUAGAGCUGUUCCCAAAGAGCAGAACGUGUUACAUGUAGCAUGAGAGCUCGCAGACAGACCACUGUGUCUUUUUCAGAGCAUGCUGAGUGUUGGUUCAGUGUAUGUUUUAAGUGCUGUGGGCACUUUACUGAUUCAUGUCAGCCUGAAAUGUUCAGCAAGGUGCUAAUUUUACUUCUCCAGCCAGCCAAUCAUGGACUACAUGGGGCAGCACUGACCACCCAAGUGACUAGGAAAACAGAUGUUUUUCAGAAGACCAUCACAGAAAUAGAGACGCCUAUUACAGGGCAGUUUGCCUGUCUGUUGCAGCUGAGUGUUGUGGUUGAUAGAAAGAAACACAGAUAGAUAAUAAAAACAAAGGGACCCAGCUGGUUUAUAAUACAACAUAGCAAUUUCCUUUUUGUUGCCGAAAUUGUCAAAAUUAAUCCUGAUUUUUACCUUUGUGAGGGCUUCUUUGUUGUAUGAAAAUAGUUAUUAACAUAGUCAAAAACCACAUCUGCAGAUAUCAAAAAAAUCUAAUUCUGGAAGCAGACAUUCUGCUUUUUGUGUGCUUUUCAAUAGAAAUUUCAUAAUAGCUCAAUAAUUAGAAACUUUUGCACAGAAUUCCUACCCUGGCUGUGUGCUGUAACCAUAAAAUGAAAUCAUGAGUCAGUUUCUGUCUUUUUUUGAAGAGAAGGGAGAAAAAAUAUUCAUCUUCAGCAUGUUGUGUUUCGGUUUCAGAAUGCCAGUUGGAGAAAAAUCAGAAAGAAAAUAGUGCUGGCUCUAAAAGAUGACUUUUUUCAGGUGGCAAUCUCUAUUAAUUUUCGUAUCUUAAAUAGCCGUAAAAACAGUACAGAUGUUUAAUAUAUGUUUAAAUGACUUCUGUGCAUAUCCCACUUAAGGAGGGUUACUAAGUAAGUAUUGAAAGGGAACAUUACAUGUCAGUUAGAGCUAAACUAGAAUCCCUUGAUUUGACACACGCUUGCCAUAAAAUAAGGGUAUCUGACAAACACACUUGUUUGAUGAAAUUAGUUUUGGCCUAAGCACUUUGCCCGCAGUCUUCUUAGGAUGGCAUUGGAAGUUGAUCUCAAGAGGCAAUUCUUUAAAGCACAGCCCCAUCUGAGGGUUCUGUAGUAAAUGAUUACAUGAGAAGCACAAUCUGUGAAAUAUACAUGCUCAAUUACAUAUUCCACUACAUCCAAAACACAAGAAUGAAUCACAUCAGCCCAUUGUGCUGUAGAGGAACCCCUCCAGCGUGUCUCUUAGAUCCAUUUCAGGGGUUGUGUAUGUGCCUACAGGCUGCAACCUGCUCCAGUGUUAUGUGCAAUGUGUACUGAUGAAGCAGAAAGGGAGCAGCAUGCUGUAAGCCACACUCAUUUGCCUAAGCAGAAUAAAUCACUGCUGGCGCUCAAGUGCACGCCUGUCUGUACACACUGAGCAGACAAGGAGAGAGGCUGGGAGGAGAUGGGAAAGUAGCAAAAAAUUGAACAAAGAAAGAGAGAAAAGGGAGACAGAGGGGAGUGAAGACAGGGUUAAAGAGGCAGAGAAAAUGCAAAGGAAAAGGGGGAAGGCGAGGAAAUCAUGAGAGAGCUGUAAAGAUGCUUGGCCACACAUUUCUGACUGAUGUGUUUUUACUAGCAGACCUGCAACCAUGAUUCUUAGACCCAAAGGAGACCCAGAAAAAACAGUUUUAUCUCAUAAUACACAUCAAGACCACAGUAAACAUCUGCUCAUCCACUGCCAUAUGCACACUGCUGAAUUUUAGCCUCGAUGGCCUGGCUACACGCCAUGAAUAAAACACAUCUUAACACAGGUGGUAUGAGUCACAGGAAGAGAAGAUUUUGUUGCAUUUUUCAUGUGUUCUUUUUUCAUUCAUGUCCAGAUAAAGCUGUGCAACAAUUCAGUUGCCCCUUAGUGAAUAAAAAUGAACACUCACAUUCAACCAAACACAAGUGAGCUAGUUAGGGGUUUUAUGUAACGGUUUCUUUCACUUCCAUUUAUUCAAAGCUGACACUCAAAGGUUUAAUCAUCACACAUUUCACCCUGAAAUAGCAUACGCUGUACAAAAUUUGAUGUUCUGCUGAUGUGGGGCGUCAAAUUGCUAAGAAUACAGUACAUUACAUCACAACCGACACCUCUGUGUAUUUAGUUUGUUGUUGCCUGUUUCUUUGCCAUGUUCAGGCCAGCUAUCCUCUGUUGUUAUGAGAUACUGUUUGCACAGCAGGGCUGAUUAAAGCUAGCAUGUUCAACAAAUGAAUUAAACUCGCCUUGGCCUGAAGUAGGUCAUUGCUUGUUGAAAUUGUCACGUUAGAACAAUUCAGUAAAAAAAGAAACUGAUGUGACACCGCACCACAAGAACUAGAAAAUGUAUUUCUGAUGUUAUUGUUUGUUUUCCUAAUCACACAUGACCACUUUAUUUGUUUAUUUUCUUUCAUAUUACAUUGCCAAUUUUGUGAAGUUUUACCGCUGCAAAGCAUAAACAGAAAACUACUCGAUGAAACAUCAAACUGAUUUAUGCUUGACAUGAAAUCUAACUUCUACCAACUAACAGCACUUCACAAAGAAUAUAUAAUGUUUACUACAUUUUGGCACUUCGCCAUACCACUUUAAAAAAAGUACAACAGCUAUAAACUCUCUCUCUUUUUUUUUUCGCAGUGUUGUAAUACUCUCUCUUAUUGCUACCAGACACAGGUAUCUUUUGUAGCACACAGGCGGUGGAUUUUUCAUUGGUCAGUACACUUUCUCACAUUCAGAACUGGAGGUGUUUGAACACCCUGACCCUGCUAACACCCUUAGCUUCAAUAAUUGCUGUCCUCACUGUGAACCUACAGACUUUUUAAGCUCAAACUGAAACACACAAAGAUCCACGAUCAUCUGCACACUGAAACACAGACUCAAAUGAUAAUAAUGUUAGAGAGGGAAAACGAGAGAUGUUCUGCAAGGUGUCUCCAGAGGGAUAAGGAUCAGCAGGAGAAAUGUUAAUGAUUAAUUAGAUGUUAGACUUGCUGGUGAUUAAAAACAUGAAGGACUUUAGAGCGGCCCUGAGAAUAGUAUGCUGGCAUCAUUGACUCAUCUGUUUCUUCUCUCUGUUACUGUACAGCACACACACACACACGCACACACACACACACACACACACACCCACACACUUGCUGCCAUUAGGAGAGAAAUGGGCUGCAAAUUAAAACUCUCCUGUGACUGUUAAAAAUGUAAGCACAGAACAAGCAGGGGGAGUCAGGAAAAGAUAGAGAAAAGGGAAGACAGACAGAUUUGUGGCGUAGUAGACUGGUGUACAGUGCAAAAAAUUGUGCACUUUCAUGAAUGCAUCUUUGUCAUUAUCAAUUACUGAAAAUGUUCCUGCAGAGGAAGACAAUGUUGUUCAGUUUAUUCUGCUGUGAAGGAAAAAUAUGGAUGGUUUUGUUGUGACUUUAGGUGACUCAUUGUCUCUGUUGAACAAAAGACUGAUUUCGGCCACACCCAUACAUGGUCUACAGAAAGGGAUUCAAUUGUUGGGAUGCCCAGACAGCAAUGCAUAGGAACAGCUAUGCUACAUGGUUGUUGAAAUGAUGGAUAUCCUCUAGUGACCAUUACCAGAUGGGCUGAUGAUUUCCAUCUCCUCCCCUGCUAAAUUGGGAACAUGAAGUCUGUUCUCUAAAUGACCUCCUCAUCAGCAGGAUGCACCCUGCAGUCACUCUUCUGUUCAUGAAGACCAGAAGGAACUUUGAAAACAUCACAGUUAGCAUCGUCCUCAGUCAGAGCCGGCUGAAACAAAUACCACUGAACUGCCAAAUUGCCACAGCGACUCAGGGAGAGAACAAAACAUCAAAUUUACAAGGAUAUCUCUCAGUUUCUUCCUUGCUCUCUUCUGCCUCUUUUCUCUUUUCUUCUGUCAAUUGAUUCCCUCUGAAUAGAUAACAUACUUUGUCUCUUUACUAGUGCUAAUAGUGCCAGCAGGAUUCCCCUCACUCUGAUUCAAACCUUCAGGAAACGCAGCCCGACUGUGAUGUUGGACUCUGACAGCUGGUUUUCAAUUUGCAGCAGAAACAAGAGAAAAUUUUUGGAUCAAUAAUUAGCCAUUUCUACUUCCUUGUUGACCUGUGCUUGUGCAUAUGUCAAUGCUUACCUGAUCAAUGACAGCAAAUACAAUCGAUCUACAGCCUCGGCUUCUACAAACUCUUAUGUGAAACUAAAUUGCCACACAGUGUGUGUAAGGACUGGCAGUGAAAAGGCUAAUGCUGAGUUGCCUUCAUGUGGGAUGGGAGGAAGCAAUGGGAAUGAUUCCCAUGGUAACAAGUCAUGAGUGCUCACAGCAUCAUGCAACUAAAGAUAGUGAUUGCCAGUGUUACUUAAAACAAAUUGCAAGUUAUUUGGCAUUGAGCUAAGUUGUGUGAUAGGCACAUUGCUCCUGAUCAAAAUAGCAUCAAAUUAAAGUAGAGUUACCUUGAAAUUCUGCUGAUAUGAUGCGUCCAUGUUUGAAAGCUUUCCAGACCUUUUGGUGUUAUUUACUGCCAAGUUGUAUUCUGGAUAUUAAAGCUGUCAGAAAAUAUCUCAGACUUUCUCCUUCAAUACAACAAGAAAACACUGCAUUGUUAGAGAAGUUCAGCACUGCAUUACAAACACGCUGCCUGGAGCACACGAUGUGCCUUUUAAAGUCAAGAUUAUGUUUAUGGGGGUAUUGAAAGUCUGGUCAUGUCGUGUUUGGUUGCACGUUUUUAUUUGCACUCAGUGAUCAACACAGAAACUGUUACUGACUGUUUGAAGCUAUAAAAAUGUUGAUUAUGUUUACAUGAAACUCUAAUGGCCCUUCUGCCAAACUAGUCUGAAGAUUACUUGCUUUGUGACUCACCCCUCAAAGACUUUAUCGAAGCUAUUGCAGUUAUAACUGAGACAUUGCUUUGUCCUCAUCAUUUGGGAAGAAAGCCAAAACUCAGAUCUUUCCCCUCGUAGUUUGGUAUUUACAGAGAAAAGAAUACAUGAAUGAACAAGAGAGACAUGAGCAGAUUAGAGAGAGUCUAAAGUGUCACAGGAAAACCGUUAUUUUGCAGCAUCAUAAUGCUAAUAACAUGAUUACUUAAGAGAUGAACAUUUGUGGCUUUCUUAAUUGUUAAAUAUUAAACAUAUAGCAACUUUGCAGUAGUAAUCUUUCCAGUGCGAUAAAAAUGGAGUCCUAAAAGACUCUUUAUAAACCUGUACAGCUCUAUGGUUUGGUUUUCACCUUCUUCCUGUAUUCACACCUCUCAUGUUUGCAGUAUUUUUUCUCAAAGGAAUCACUCUUCCUCUGCUCACUUGGUGCAUUCUCUCCUCUCUUGACUUGAAUAAUGGAUGUUCUCCUUUAGACUGACACCACACUGAAUCCCUGCUCUCUGUCUGUUUGGUAGCACAGAACAGAACGGUCAAGGUAACACCAGCAGAGAGGUGCACCCUCAAGGUGGGAUGACUGCAGCCUUGACUCCUACUACCCGCCCCCCAACCCAUACAUAAUCUUUCAAGUGCGCACUUUGUUUUCGCAGACACACGUGCACAUGCAAGCAUGUAGAGAUAUACACAUCAAUACAUCCACGCACACACACACACACAAAUCAGACAGAUGGUAGAAGCGCUGCUCUGACAAAGGCUAAAGCACAGGGCACCUCCACUCUUCAAAGUGUGUUCACUUCUCUUCUUGCUGCUUUUUCAAACACCAUCUGUACCCAGGCAAACUAACGCAGCUUAAAACAAGGACACUGCAUUUUUUUCCUCCUCGUAAUUAAAAGACAGCAGGAAGAGGGUUUGUUUCUGCCUCUGCCAUAUUAGAAUUCUUUUGGAAAGGCAAGGCUAAUCAUUUGAUACGGCUGGCACACUAUAGCUGCCGAAGUUAAGGAUAAAAGGAUGGGACAUGGCGUAGCGGACUACCUGAAAACCUUUUAAGAUUUUGCCCGUGUCUCCUUGCAUCAGGGCGUGCGUAUACCUUGGUGUUUAUAUGGGCUUGCCUUUGAGUAAACAAUGUUGUGGAAGCUUAAAAACUGAAAAGGAAGUAUGUGUGUUUUCUAACCCAUCAGCUAGGUUUCACCUUCCUUUCUCUUGGCCUCUCAAAGGAGCAGUCAUCUCUCUCUGUCAGUCAGUCAGUUGUUUGGGGAAAUGAUAGUGGGUUUUAGAGAAAGAGCGGCUUUGUUUGGGGCAGGAGUGAGCAAGAAUAGCACUGUUACCUUUCAUCAUCAUCCUUUUACUGUCACUUCCUAACACUCUCCUCUUUCACCUUCUCUCCUUUUGUCCUUUCCUUCCCUUACUCUUCAGUCCCUGCUCUUUUUCUUUUCUCCUUUUCACUCCUGCCUUGCAAAACCCCGCCACCACCACCCCCACCCCGGCACCUGCUUCCUCGUCCUCCCAACCUCUCUUUCUCUUUCUGUUUCCCCCUCCCCAGAAUGAGCUAGCGUGUUAUUAGUAAGGCAGCCAAUGUGCCUGUCGGUGUGUGUUAGAGGGAGAUAAGCACAGGUAGAAAGAGUUACAUAAGCCUCUGUUGAUUACUGUGGAGGAGAGGGAGGGCAGAAAAAGAGAGUGAGAAGACGAGAGAGAGAGAGAGAGGGGAAAAGAGAGAGCGGGAGAGAGAGACAAAUUGCUGUACCUUAGUAAGUACAUUGUGCUCUAAUGUUGCCUGUAUGGCUGGCUGGCAGUUGAUAAGUAGCCAAGGCUUCUAGGCCUGGUUGAAAGGACAGUCAUUAGGAUUGACUCCCUAAACCAGCAGCUUGCUUCAUAGAUUGCAAGUUUGUUUUCGUUAUGUUAAAUUGGAGAAAAAUAAACAUUAAUAUAAUGUGACAGAGCUGUUAUUCAUGUAACACUUGUUUUGUUGCUUCAUGGAACAAUGUUUCACUGGUGUAUUCAAGCGACAGUUUGUACUUUAGAUAGAUAUCUUGCAGCAAGUAAGGAUACCAUUGGGAAAUCCUGUAUUUGUUUUGUUUUAAAGAAAGGUGAUGAAAAAAAACAUCAGAAUCAAGUUACUUUUUCUGUAUUGCAAGUGUUGCCUCGUCUGGCUAAAACCUAAAAACACCCUCUUUUCAUUCCUCUUCAUAAGGAUACAUUGAUUGUGAAUAUCAAAGCCAAUACUAAUAUGGUAAUUGGUAAAAGGACUAUAUAAAUAAAGUGCUUUCGUACAUCACGUCACCUGUUCACAACAUAUUCACACAAUGAUGGCAGAGGCUGCUAUUUUAAAGCAAUAGCAGCCAAUAGUUGCUUUACAAAUUAGAAGUCUUAAAUACUCGCUUGACAACAUUGCUAUGAUGUGUUAAAGAUAAGAUGGUAUAAAAUUAUAGACUUUAAAUACUGGAUGUAGCAUCAGUGAUGUCACCCUCCAGUUGGCGGAGGUCGCCAUAUUGGAAAUGUUGUCUCAACCAAACAUUCAGUCAGUGUGCCAUAGGCAUUUAGCCUCCUCCCAUUGACUACAGUGUGCCUGCCUGUCAACCAAGUCAGCUGUGCCUCUGAUUUGUCAAGCCUGUGUCCUGAAUGCAAACUCAAUGAAAACCAACCUUUUACAAAAAAAUCUCACUCCCCACACCAUGGGUGCCAUGGGAGCCAUGGCCAUGACCAAGCUAGUCAGACCAAAACCAUUUGCUGAACCAGGUUUCAAGCGUGUUUAUAUUAGCUCUUAAAACUGUCUGUUUUGGCUCAGUGUGUACAUGUUUCUUGUGCGUCUGCAGCCAACCUCAAGCGGGCACUCAGGAACUGCAGUUCUUAGUUCUCCAACUGGAGCUUUCCGCUUGGAUAAGAAACAGAUAAAUAUGGAUGCACCUAACGAUUAUUUUUCUAUGGAUUAGUCUAACGAUUUUUUUUUCGUCCCUAUAUGCAAUCAAUCGUAGCGCACCGCCAUGGUUAAAUAAAAGCCGCCACACUUUAAAAAUGAGUUAUUUUUUCCUUACGUGGCUCUACCUCAGAGUCAUGUGUAUCAGUAUACAUAUGUUAAGCGGAGCUCGCGUGUGCCGAGUAUUAGCAUUAGCGAGCUUUCGUCGGCGAUCACACAGCUGAUUAAUUAGCAAGUUAUAGGACAAAUAAAAGCACAAAACUGAUGCUUCAACUCUGAGCUAACUGCUUAAAGUGAGUGAAUUAGAUAUGGGAUGCAGGUUGUAUGAUGCAGCGUUCACUGUGGUGGCUUAUUUUAUUUGAUUGACAUGUCACUGCAUGUCUCCUUGAAUGAAAACAGCCCGAUCUUGGAAAUAGAACCAGGAAGAACACAUGCAUUGAUGUAGAGGAGCUGCUCAUAGAUCAUGCUAAAGUAGAUUUUAAAUCGACCCCAUUAGGUGGAGCUCUUUUGCUGUCCAUGCCUCCACCGUUGCCUGAAGUAGCCACUGUCUAUGUCAUCAUGCGGUAUGUUUUCUGCGUCGACAAAUUUUUGGAAGCGAGAAUCACCCCAGCCCUACAGAUAAACUUAGACUUAGACUUAAACAUAAUCAGAUAAUGGCAUCAUUGUAUACUAGAUGAGCCAUUAUCUGUAAACAGAGCAAACAUUUGGUCGAUGCAUCCCUAAUUCUGUGCUGUAGAUGUUUACUGUUGUUCAAUUUUUUUAAAUUAUAGCAUUACGAUGAUUGACAUAUUCUUAAUAUGAUGAAACCUUUGUGCAAGAGGAAUGAAAGUAAAACACAGUCAAGACAGAGACUAAACCCCUUUUUUUUCAUUUUGAUGAUAAAGUUAAAUUAGACACAACCAAAGUUGUCCUUCUUAAGGCUAAUGCUGAAAAACUAACAGAGGUCAAAUUAGAGACAGCUGCUCUGUCUUCAAGUUACUUUUUCUGUAUCAUAUCAUUUAUGCGCAUAUAUAUAGUGUACCAUUGAUUGCUUUAGUCUGCAUGUUAUUUAUGGUUAUUAUUGCGAAGACACACACAGGUACCUUGCUAUCAUAAGGAAAUAUUAUGAGUACGGGGUCAACUACCACCUCACCCCUCUAACCUCCUUUUACUGCUGCUGAACAAACUCAAGGACAAGAGUAUCUGGUGCUCACGUAAAACGACACAAUACACACUCACGGUUUAUAUACAAACUCUGCAUCAGCCAGGGUGACCAUGAUUACAAAUGACUUCACACAUCUCUACUCCCCUUUUCAUACUCAGUACUCAUUCUCAGUAGCACCUCUUCAAGUCAUCACUUAAGUGUGUGUGUGUGUGUGUGUGUGUGUGUGUGUGUGUGUGUGUGUGUGUGUGUGUGUGUGUGUGUGUGUGUGUGUGUGUGUGUGUGUGUGUGUGUGUGCCUUCAUCUGUAUGCCAAGCAUUUGUCCGGGGGCCCUCCAGCCAGAACCAGCUUAGGAACAGCUCAAGGCCAAACAAGUGCAAGGAUUAAAGGACAAAUACAGUCCUCUCUUCCCUCUCUUGUCUCAGUGGAGGAAGUGAAUGAGCAAUACUCUCUCUCCCUCUCUCUCUCCUCUUCUUUAACUACUGCUGAGGUGCCCUUGAGCAAGGAUUCUGGGGUUGUAAAGUGCAUUACAGCACUAACGGCUGUGAAAAUGGGCUGACAUGACUAAUCCAGAUAAGACAUGGUGUUGGAUGAGCUGGCAUGGUUGGUUAAUUUAAAAUCCAAAAAAAAGUAUGUCGGUAAUCACAGUUAUUGGCUCCAACACCAAAAUAACUCAGAGUUCCUUAAGACACAGCACUGACCUGUGUCUUACCUCACAUGCAGCACAUGCAGGACGACUACAGUGAUGGCUGUUGUUUGUGUAGAUCCCAUUAGGAUUGUUAUUUCUCUGCUUCUGACAAGCUAAUUAAAAUGUACAGGUACAGACUUGGCACAAGAGAAAGUGAGGGAGACAAAAUAGUGAAAGGCUGUCAGGGGAGGGAGGGAGAAAGGUAAAAAACUAGAAUAAAAAUGACUCAUUUACACUAAAUCAAGUUUAUGAGAUCAUCUAACAAGCAGAAAAGGAAAUGCUGUGAUUUAGAGUGUGUGUGGUCAGUGAAGACCAUGAUGUGACAUGAUUUCUUUUCUGUUCAGGAUGCAGAGUAAAAACCUUUUCAAUAACACUGCUAGUAAAACCUCAGCUCUUACUGGAAUCCCAUCUCAUUUCAUAAGACGCAGCAGAUUGAUUUGAAGAGUGGUCACAUUGGUUUUAUGUCUGACUGCAGCCAAAAGUUGUUAACUUAACUGCUUUAGGAGAAACACAGAUCAGCACAGUUUAGAGUAAAUGCAGCAAAGGAAAGACUCCCAGUGUUUGAAAGGAGUAAAAAAUUGCAGACUGAACUGGAAAUUAUAUUCCUAAAGUCUGUGUUUUUGCAAAAAUAUUGAUUAUUUUACAAUCAAAUCUUAAACCAAUAUGUCUACAUAUUUCGAAGGGAAAAGAAUAAUUGAACCAAAAUUCCCAACAUUUCUAGGUAAAUACUGGACUUUGAAUGAGAAAGGAGAAUUUAAUUGGCUUUCAUAGAGAAGCUUAGUUAUUGUGUAGCCUUGCUACAAAGUAAAUAACCUUGUGCUGCCCAUCUCCUGGAGAGAAAAAGAGAACAAAAGGGGGAGUGAGCUGGUCAAGGUGUUUGUCCGAAUAAGAAUUCAGAGGAGGAGGCACCAAGAGAUGAGCCAACAGGGAAGUAUAAAAAAGAAAUGUGGAGAGGGAUGGCAUGUACAAAAACGUGGAAUAACAAUAAGAAGGGUUUUCAUGUGUGAGAAAGAGAGAGCACACAAUAAUGCUCAAACACAAAAUUCCCCUCUUUCUUUCUUGCUGUCUCUCUUUUAUUCAGUCUCAGCCACACAGACAUGCUUGUGUGCACACACAGUAUUAUGUAAAUAGUCUCUUCGGCAGAGUGCUGCUGUCACUGAGCAAGCAUCCUCUGGGCCAUCUAGGCAGCCUCAUUAAAACAAGGCACAGCAUCCAUUAAUAGAUACCAGUACACUCAUACACACACACACACAUGCUUUCACACACACACACACACACACACACACAUAUAUGUAUAUAAAACAGUAACACACGUAGAGCAUUCACAGACACCAAUAAAGGACCUCCCAGGAAGCACAGCUCUAAAUGUUUCUCUCAGGUGGCAGUCAAAAAAUGUCUCCAAGGAAACGGCUCAAAUGUCACUGAGAACAAUGUGAGAGGAGUGUGUGUGUAUGGCUGACUGCGACUAGAGCUGGCAUGGGAGAAGAAUGGACCGUGAGGCUUAAAACAGAUGGAGGGGCAACACCACAACACAUCCUCGUACCUUCAGUCACAACAAGACAAAUCAGUCACAUGGUCCAUAGUCCAAAUCAGAGGAUAAAAACAAUAUGAAGUGUUAAGACAAUGUCAAAGCCCUUUAUACUUCUAUAGGAGUAGGAAAUAAGGUGGAAAAUGUACCACAUGUGGAAGUCUUAAAAGUACUUUGUGACCUAAAAUAACAAAACACACUCAAACAAGGUAUUACCAUUGUAAAGACUGCAUCUGUUGUGUCUAAAACCUGUAAAGUAAAAGGGGCCUGUGUUUGUUUGUGAUCUGCUGGCCCCGCAGGUGGCUCCCGAGGUGUGGGCUUCAUUCGCUUUGAUAAGAGGAUAGAGGCAGAGGAGGCCAUCAAGGGCCUGAACGGACAGAAGCCAUCAGGUGCCGCCGAGCCCAUCACUGUCAAGUUCGCCAAUAACCCCAGCCAGAAGACCAGCCAAGCUCUCCUGUCACAACUCUACCAGUCUCCCAACCGCCGAUACCCCGGUCCCCUCCACCACCAGGCUCAGAGGUUCAGGUGAGUGAUGGUGCAGGGCAUGGAGGUCAAAAAGGAGAUCAAGGUGCUGUAGAGACUUUAUAGGGAAGGAAAGGAUUUGGCUGGUGUUGUCAAAGCAUGGAGAUUAAAACCUAUUUUGUAAUGUUAAUGGUGCAUACAUGUCGCAGAGUUUCCCAACCUUGGGAGCUGACUGUUGUUCGUUUCCUCACCCCAACAAGAGUCCUAAAUAAAGUAAAAUAAAUCUCUGUGUCAAGGGACUCAGAGUCAUAAAUGCUUUAAGACCUACAUUUGAAAACAUCAGGUUCUCUGGCUAAAAGUUAAAGGUAAAAUACUUAGAAUGUAAAGCGAGAACUUGACAACUCCCAAGGUGCAUUUUGGUCAAAAUCAUGAUAGAAUCUAAUAUUCAUAUACCUGCAAGGGACACUUAUAAUAGAAUGAUCACAGUUGUAGCUUAAAUUAUGAUACAUCCUAAUUUUUGAAGAAUUCUGAGCAGUUUUAACCAUUCUGCAACACUUGAACCAUAUUGUUAAUCACUGCAAAAACCAAGUGCUUUUUUAUCAGUGUUAGUUCUUAUUAAAGGUUUUGAAUGGCUGCUCCUUUCUGGCAAGUGUGGUAAUAGCUUACCAGGGUCACUUUAGGAUUACGAUCCAUAACUUAAAGCGACAAAAAUAUGUUUUCUUUAUAAAGUUUGUCUAAAUACUCAAACCUGAUGGUAAGAGCAAAAACCAAUUACAUUACUUACCAGAGCCAGUGUCCUCCCAGAAUCCUCGGCUCCUUUCCAGAGUCAAAAUGAUGUAACCAAAUGAAACCCAUAGUGACCCAGAUAUUAUCAGAAUUAGAUUAAGAAUGGGGUCACUGGGGCCAUGUGCUCCGAAGGUUGGGAAUCUCCUAGUUAAUGUGUCCAAAGUUAUGAUUAAUGGGAAGCAAAUAGUGUUGAAUUGAACAGAAAACAGGUACAACGACACAAGUAUGAUGUUCUGUGGAGAUAUUACUGUGUUGGUAACAUCUAAAAAAAAACAGAAAGUCUCGCUCUUCUGGUGUGUUUGUUUAUACCCAAUGACAGCCAGUGCUAUCUGAUACGUUGGCAAGAAAAAUUUGAAAUAAUCCGUUUUCAGCUCAACAGUAACUAUCCUUGGAUUGUGUGACCAAAAACACACUGAACUUAGUGAGCAAGUUUGUUUCAGACAACAGGCCUGAUUUGGAAAACAUUUGCACCAAAUGCAGUUUACCGUGUUCGAACAGGGGAUGUAACGCCUACACAUCAGGAGCAUGAGUCACAGCCACGUCUGUGUACAAACAAUGAUGCAACUUUUCUCCUGUGAACAUUGAUUUGAGCAAACACAUCCCCCUUUUGAACAAACAGAUGUUAGUUGUGCACCUGGUGCAGGUGUCAAUAAAGCAGGCCCUGCAAGUGCCCUGAGUGGGUCCACCUAGAUCAGAGAGGAACUGUUCAGAAGAGACUGUGGGGUUCUGUCGUUCACAAAUACGUGUUUCCCCUCAUUUCAUCAUGCUGCCAUUCAGCCAACACAUCCCUAAAUAUUCCCACUGAGGCCUGGGUGAAAACAUGGAUUUAGACAUUGUAAAUGUUAAUCAAAUAAAAGAGAGGAGAAAUUUUGAGUCACCGUCAUAUUGAUAAAAUAGACCAUGACAGUAAACUAUAUUCUCGCAGUUCGGCUCACUUUUAAAUACUAAAAAGACCUUCAUGUGUAUAAAUGUGUUGGAUGACAAUCUACAACUAACACUGCUCUAGUUCCUGCAGUAGACGCUAAAGUUACAAAGACAGACUAACAGCUUAAAUCCAAUGAACAAAGGGCAAAUUAAAAACAAAUGGUGCUUUAAUUAAUUUAAGGAUUUGUGGUUUAACCUCAUUUCUGUUUAAUUAAAUACAGUACAUAUGAAAUACCUUAAGCUGUUUUAAGUCAUGUUGAAAAAAAGUUUUUUCCUCCAAGGUCAGAAAUCUCUACAGUAAUCUAUCAUUUAACAUCCUAUACAGUAAAUGAUGACUUACUGUAUAUAUGGCAUCCCGCUUGGUCAUAUCCUGUCACUCACUACAGACAUAACUAUUCCUUUUUGUCUAAGUGUUUUAAAUAAUCUUUUACUGCACCUGAAGAAAGCAAAAUGAAAACAGGUGAUCAUAUGAAAUCACAAUCAUUCAAUCCAACAAGAGCUUCUCAGGAUUGCAGCCAGAAUAUGUGCUUAUACAAUUUCCUCUCUCUUUCAAUAACACUAAGCCGGUCGUGCUGUUUACUCUCCAUCAAAGUCAGAGCUUGGAAGGUAUUUUUCUUGUGGAGCGGCUUCCCUGGUGUGACACCUGAGCGAUGUAGCGUGGCUGUGUGUCUGUGAUACGCCAAGCCAAUUUACAGGCUCUGCAGGAGAGCUGUCGCUUCUCAUCACAACUCACAACCACAGGACUCUUCCUCACUGUGUCCCUGUGCUCCUGCUCUCUGCUCUCAAGCCCUCCUCUAAACCCUCAACACUUCCAAGUUUAAAAUGUGCACACUAUUUCUUUUUUUAACUUAACUCGUUCAAGAUCACGCCGCAAAACAACUCUUUCCCCUGAGCGCAGUGAUCCGUAUCUGCUCGCUGUCUCCUUGACGAAACAAAACUUGAUUUAGAGUUAAAAGUUAUAAUUGUGUGUUUAUAAGGUAAUCAAAAGUGUUAACAUGAAAAUAAGCACAGUUUAGAUUAUUGUUUAAAAUAUUGUUCAUUAGAUAUAUUGAGAUUGUGCCACUUACAGGUGACAUCCAGAGCAGGAUACAGUGCUAUCAUGCUACAUGCUAUAUAAGUAUAUCUAUCCUGUGUGACUAAAUCACAUGUAACACUAGUAAACAUUUAAUAAGCUUAUAUGAUCUCUCUAAGACAGCAGACAUAAUUGACUUUAACACAAUACACCGAGCCCUAGAUUCUGGCUCGUUUCCGAUCCUCUGUCGUUAACUAAUGGUUCUAAUUAGCAAAUUAGCCCUAUUAUAUCCAGGGCAGGAGACAAUUUUAAUUGAAAAGAUUUUCGUUUCAAAAAGACAAAAACGCCCCUUCCUCCAUUAACAUGCAUUGAGGGAGACACAAAAGCCCUAUUGUUUAGAUGGAGCUUGGAGAGGCGGUGUGAAAAGCUGGAGUGUUUGCGCGGUGAGUGUGCAUCAGUGUGCAUUCGUACAUGUGUAAGAGAGAGAGAGAGAGAGAGAGAGAGAGAGAGAGAGAGAGAGGGUUAGCAGCAGGUUGUUUUGUUUGGGACCCAACGGCCCGGCGGCCAGCAGAUGUCUUUCGUGCUCCCAGGCCUAGAGCUCCUCUCCUCUGAGCAUCCUCUCCAAUUGACUCAUUUACCCACAAAGCAGCCUGCUUGUACCCCUCCUACAUAAUGGGCUAAUUACAGCUUUAAUGAGUCUGUGUAUCCUAUUUUCUUUGUUUUAAGGCUCCUGUCUUAGUGUUUGGUAAUAUUAAAAAAGAGAAUUUGAGAAUACUUUAAACAUAGAAAACAUGUGAGACUACAAUUGACAGAAAAAUGUGAAAUGUGAUCCAAUUUUCUGAAUCUAGUACCUUGAAAUAUGGUGUACAAGACACACUUUAACAACUUUUUAUCCAUGUCAAAAAUGAGCUACAUCCUAAAUACUGCUACAACCAUAAACCACAAAAUGCAGGAAAAGUUAUUCAAUUAUGGUGCAGUAUUUUUACCAAGAAGAUGACACUAUAAUCCUGCAAAAGCUUUGCAAUUUACAUGCUAUCAGAAUUGUUACUGGAGUCACAACUAUCAAUGCUACCACAGGCUGAGUUCAGCCAAUGCACUACUAGCUAGCAAGAUUGUAAACCCAACAUUACAAAAAUAGACGCUAAGGAAGAGCUACACGGCUGCACAAUCACUGCACAUUGUGGACUAUGCUGAAUGCACUGGUCAUUGACUCUACAGUGUCAACAAGAAAAUUGUUUCUGCACUCAACAGAGUUGGGCAGCCAAAUGCUAUACAAUCUAUAAGUGUGUGUUUUAAUAUGUUUCAAUUAAAAAUAAACCAACAUACGUCUAAAAUAGCUUGUUUUAAUUCUUAAUUUAAUUGAUAAUAUAACAAAGAAAACCAGAAUUCUCAGAAUGAAACAGGUGGAACAGGUCAUGUUUCAGGUUGUUAAUUACAAUAUCCAGUCUCCUGGUGCUGAACUGCAAAUGGUUUAAGACUGCUGAUGUCUUUCUCUGAAAUGUGUUACAAUUUAUAUGAAGUAGCAUAUAAAACAAGAUUAUUUUUUACAAUUUAUCUUUAAGAGAAAUCAAAUUUGACUGCUUUCUGGAACUGCAAUUGAACAUAAAUUUGUGUGUAUUUGGGGUAAGAAAAUCUAUUGUAAAUGGUGUAGUUGUAGAGGGGUUAGCUAAAUCACUUUGCAGUAAAAAAUACCAAACUUUCAGUAUCCCUGAGAAACUUUUACUGGUCACCUUUAGGCAUUGGUAAAUACUGUGUAGAAGAUGUGUUCUAAGAAAGCAGAUGCUUGUUUAUUGAAAAAAACAACCCUGAUGGUGGAGUCAAAGUCGGAGAGUUUGUUGUGUUUUCAAGAGGAACGAGGUGUCGCCAGCCAGCUGUUGCUCAAUAAGCCGUGGCCUCUGUCCAUUAGGCCAGAGGAGUUAAUAAGACAUGAGACAGGCCAGACCCAAGUGACAAAUGAAGGUCAUUGAGUCACAGAGCAGACUGCAUCCAUCCAAGAGGGCCAACAUUUCAUACAGCCCACAGGUUUCUGAAGCCUCACAGACGCACACACAAGACUCACUUGGUUAUUAAACACACACACGCUUAAAAAAAACUGGAUUACCCUUACUGACUACGAUGGCUGAAGUUAGAGGGCUAAAAUUAUCCUGUAAGCACAGAAUAACCUUUAAACAAAGAAACCUCAGCCAUUCCACCCUACCGAAUAACAUCCACUUUUUCAUGGCUAGUUUUAUGUUCACUUGUUCUUUUGUUGGUUCACUUCAUGGAAAACAUGCUAAUCAUCAUCACCUCUCUCGCUCACCAUCAUUCAAACGCCGAGCCAUUACACUGACAGAACUCUGGAUCAUUUCCAGUCAUCCCAGAUGUGUUCUCUCUAUUGAGUUAACACAAAUCAUUGACAAAACUUUAUAACAAGAAAUUUUAUUACCCUCCAUCUUCUGAUGAACUCAUCAAUGUGGCGGCAUGAAUUGUAUGAAUAACCCCAUGCAAUUCCCUGCACCCAAAUAAACUGACGAUUUACCAUAGUGCUGCACUAUGGCUAGCAAAGCAUUCUAGUAUAGCAAUGCUAUGCUACGCUGCCACCCUGCCACCACUAUUCUUCUGUAUGCGUACUGUAAUACUGAACUGUGACCGGUACAUUGCUGUAGUCUUGAAUUACAAUUACAGUUGCAUCAAUUUUCUAAGCAAUGUGCCUUUAACACUCUGCUCUGGCGUUAGCUAGUGCAGCAUUAUGCUAAAGUCUUUUCUCAAGUAAGGGCAGCGGUGGCUGACCAAACAAGUGCUGGCCAUACUGAUGGUACUGUAGCUUCAUUAUCUGAUGAUAGUAUUUUGUGGUGGGGCUCCUCAGUGUAAUGGGCCAACUAUAGAUGGGUUUGUUUGUUCUUGAGUGAGGAGAACCAUGCAGUUCCUGCAGGGACUUAACAUUAGUUCCAUUGAGUGAGUCGACCAUCUGCCCACCAUUAACCCCAGAACCCUCCUUCUCUUUACAGGCUGGACAAUUUGCUUAAUAUGGCCUAUGGCGUAAAGAGGUAAUUAAAAACUUCACCCAAUGCCAGAUGUCCAUGUUGACUCAAUGAUUUUUCAAUAUCUUUUUUUUUUUUUUUUUUGCUCUGUUCUUUUCUUAGUUUCUGUUUCCUUGUAUUUUUGCAGUCACUUUGCGUUUGACAGUUUGUUCAAGGUCAACUGCAUCUUUGUUUUUUGUUUCUGUUUUUCUUUCACGUAAUCUUGAGUUGGUUUGAAAACCCUCUACCAACUAGUUAAAAUGUUUAAUGAAAAAAAGAAAACAAUUAGUCCUUGUUUUCAGUGGUGAUGAAUUUGCUUUGUUUUGAUUAUGAAAAGUGCUGGUGUUGUUUGGAUUGUUUUUGGGUUGUUUUCUGUGUGCUGAAUGGAUUUUUCUCUGGUGUAAAACUCCUAAUUUCAAGGUGUGUUUUUUUUUUCUACCGGAUUCAGGUUCUCCUGCCUGUCACUGUCACACGACAGCUUUAGCUUGGGCACAGUACUUUUUAAGCAACAAAACUCACAUUUGUUGAAUUAAAGGUUAUUUCCUUACAACACUAUUAGAAUAAAAUUUUCUUACAUCCGAUAUCAACUAAAAACACAAUCAUCUAUUUGUAUUGGAAAUACAUCACAAGUACAUGCUGCAGUUUUCAGCAAGGACAAUGGAUAAGGCUGGAUGAACCUGGAUCCCUGCUGGAAACAGGAAACGCUGUUUCAUUGCAGACAGCUCCAGCUUUGCUCGGCACUGCUCUGCUCAAAUUCCUUCCUUUCGCCUCCAUGUUUCAUUUUUGCUUUCGAGCUACCAUAGGUGUUACAUAAGCAAGAGCAGCAGCCACUGUAGUGAUAGAUGUUUCAUCUGCUGAUGGUGACAUCUUGCAUGUUGCAAGCACAGGGGACACCAUCUGAAGGCGGCUUAGCCACCCAAACAGAGAGCAAAUUUUAUCUUGAGAGAAAUGUUCCCAAAGAAAGUUUCCAAAAAUAGCUUCGAUAUUGGCAAAUGCAGGAAUUUAGACUGUAGUCACAGGUUUAACUCUUAACGUCUGUGAUACUCACUCUGAGUAUUUACAUAACUCUCGAAGGUGAUUCUGUGGUUACGACUGUAUAGCUCAUCAUCAAGGUUAGAAGUGUGUCUCAGUGAGGUAAGCAUUUGAAAGGAAACAGAAGAAAGGUGUUGAGAGCUGGCUGGAGAUGGUUGCUUUUACAAAGGACAGAAUAGAUAUCUGGUCAGCUACACUGUUGCUAUGCAACCCCUGGUCUCGUCUGUAACAUUGGGUAGUAUUUGGUCCUGCUCUGAUGGGUACGCUGACAUGAACGCUUACACACAUGCUCACACAUGAGCUUACAGACACCUUAUCUUCACAUCCUCACAGCAGCAACCUAAGCUUGAAAACAAAAUAUUACCAAGUUUUGUUUUUGUUUUGUUUUUUCCUGUUUGUAAGCUUAGCAGGGGAGGCCUGAAUGCUGCCGAGCAUGUCCGAAAAGUUCUUAAUCUUAGGAGGGUGUCUACCUGUUUAAUGCUAAAAGAUACAUUGAUUGAUCAACCAGAUUUUAUAAGGUAAUAAGUUUGUUACAAAACAUUUCUCUGUUGCAAGAGCAUGCCCUGGAGAGAUUACAAAAAACCUUCCUGCAACUUAAUCAGAAUGACUUUCAAUGUCAUAAUGUAUAUAAUCUUAAAAUUACUAAUAGCUAUCUACAAAUAUAUUCAUUCUUACUUUUCUAGUACUUAACUCACUUCAUUCAGUGCAAAUAACACUCAACACAAUAGAGCUAACCACCUUAGUUUCUUUAUGUCUGUAGUGGCCAGAUGUAAACUCUACAAGGCCAAAGUCACACAGGAAGGUCAUAGUGAUUGCUAGCCAUAUAUAGUUGCAGGAGAGAGACGGGCGGGGGCCCUGAGCAGCAAGCAGCGCUAUCGAUCAGUGCCACGAGCUUGGGAAUAGAACAGAAUAGAACACCCUGCAGACUGCAGGAGGAGUGGGAGGAAUACACUUUGUACCUUAAUGCCACUGGGCUGUAAAGUGCUUCCAUUUUCCAUUUAGUUGGCUCCCUCUUCCCUCCCUCCCUUCCCCUUAAGAAGGCACCCUUCUCUGAGACAGCUGCAGCAAAGCGGAAAUCUCAAUUAAAGCACACCCAAUAAUGCCUAUAGUGGUUUCUUGGUGAGAGGUGGCAUAAAAAAUGAACCUUUUUAUCUCAUUUACCUUUUAUUUAAAAGUCGGGAUACUUUUUUUCCUUUCCCUUUUCCUUUGAGCGGAAAGGCAAUUAAGUGAAGUCAACUGAGGAUUCAAAUCUCUUGCAUCACGAGAAAAAGGAGAAGAUUAUGAGGCGAAUGAGAGCAGAUUUAGCAGGCUGGUGCAUGAUCUUUGAUGGAUUUCUAGCAAUGGUUUAAUUCAACAACUUCCUGCAAUUUAGCUCCUAAAGGAGCCACUCAAGGACACAAAGAGAGAACCUUCGGCUGCAUCUCCUUCAACUGAAAUAUAGCCCAGCAUGCCACACUGUCAUCACCCCUGAUUGGAGGCCUUUCAGAACUGAGGAGCAAGGGGAAGAUUUAGUCGUAGCUUUACUUGCACUCAUACAAACCCAUGCAUUAGACAAGAACACACGUGCACAUACAUUAAAUUUUCAUACAUGUGCAUUCUUUUUAUCUGAGUUUUGCACCUUGCUUGGCUACAAUGUCCUGUAGUUUAAGAAGUAAACACUUUACAGGUGAUAUUUUGUGCUAGGUUUUUAACUGCUACAGACUGGAGAAGGUUAGCAAGUAAGAGUCUAGGCAAGAUAUUUGAUUGGAGGUAUUCUAUUUGUGCAUUUCACUCUCAAACACCGAGGUAUAGCUAGGAUUUCACUGGUUUAAGGCCAUUUCUUGUUGACUAGAUGCAGACAAAAAGUUCCACUGUCUUUGCCUAUUCAAUUCAAACUAGCUCUUGUCUCUCCCCCUGUCUGUCCGCUCUCCCUCCAUCUCCCCACUCUGCCUCCCUUUUUCAGGUUCUCCCCCAUCACCAUCGACAGCAUGACUAGCCUGGUGGGCAUGAACAUCCCUGGGCACACGGGCACCGGGUGGUGUAUCUUUGUGUACAACCUGUCCCCAGAUUCAGACGAAAGCGUGCUCUGGCAGCUGUUCGGGCCCUUUGGUGCGGUCAACAACGUCAAGGUGAUCCGUGACUUCAACACCAACAAGUGCAAAGGCUUCGGCUUCGUCACCAUGACGAAUUACGACGAGGCAGCCAUGGCCAUCGCAAGUCUGAACGGCUACAGGUUGGGCGAUCGUGUCUUGCAAGUCUCCUUCAAGACUAACAAGACACACAAGUCCUGAACUCUAGCAGGUACAUGCAGUUGCCCCACGACUUUGUCUGCCCCGAAAUUGCCCCAACCUCCCCACCCACCUCCUUCCCCUUCACCUCCACCUCCACCUGUCCCUUACCCCCUUCAGUCACUACCACUACCACCCUACAACAGCCAUCUAACGCAGCAAACUCAAACUCCAACUGGAACACAAAGCAACCAACAAACCAUCAAACAAAUUGAACUAGAAAUGGCUUAUAUCAUAACUUUGGACCUAUAAGCCAAUGUUGCCUAAGUAUUACAAAAAUGAAAUGAUGAAAAUGUUCAUGAGUUUUUCGGAAGCUUCUGUGAUAAUGCAGGCUUCUCUUUGUUGUAUAUUCUUUCUGUUUGUUGUGGUUGUUCAAAUGAUUUUUCUCUUCUGUGUAAACAGUAGCAAAUCCCUGUAUCCCCUUAUUUCAGAGAAGAGAAUGUCCUUUUUAGAUUGAAACCUUUUCUCUGUCUUGAUUCAGGAUUUGUUUUUCUUUUGUAAAUCCGGAUCCACUGUCGUUAGUAUUAUAUAUACAUAUAUAUAUAUAAAUAUAUAUAUAUAUAUUUAUAUAUAUAUAAUAUAUAUACCUCCCUGUCAAUGUAAGGGAGGGGGCUCUUUUUUAAAUUAGUGAACCAUUCAUUCAUUUUUAGUGUGUAAUAAAAAUCUUCCCCUAAUCAAUUAUGAUGGGAUUCGGCGAUCCCAGUAACUCUGAUGUAGAAAAAAUGAAUUUCUAACAUUGUUUUUGUUUUGUAUCGCAAACAAAACAUAAUGUCUUUCCUCACAGGGGUUCAGGGAGAUGGGGCGAGGGAGGGGAUGGGUUAGCUUUCCUGAUGACACGUUCAGUAAUUUAAGAAAAAAAAAUAACACUGUUGCCAAAGAGAAGAUCUCUUUGCUUGAAAAAAAAUGCGUUUAGAAAAAGAUAAAAAUAAAGAGAAAGAAGAUCUAUUUUUAUAAAUGAUAAUUAAAAUAAUAAUUAUUGAAGAAUUUUUACAAGAAUCUGGAUUUGAAAAAAGAGAAAAAUAUUUUGACUGGCUAACUAGGGGGGGCCGGGGCGGGAGGGAGGGGGCACCACCUUGUCUUGUCGUUCUGCCGUGGUACUUUAUAGGAUCAAAGGUCGUUUGUUUUUUGGGAAAUCCAAGAUGGCGGCGAUUUUGUAGAUGGAAGGUUUUGUGAAAUGGAUGCAAAUCGAGGCAGGUGAUUUUGGUAAUUUUUCACAUAUGUACUAGUGCGUAAUUAUUCAACAGCGAUACCCAAAAGGGAAGGGAAAGGGGUCUUUCUGAGGCCUAACCAUCCUUAUAGUCCAGAGCCCAAAGCAAGAAGAACCUUUGUCCACUUGUUUUCCUGUUUUUGUCAUCAGUCGAUAUGGGAUCUCAGUAAAUAGAUAUAUACACAUCUAUCCAUUUAAAGAGCAUACUAUACAUUAUCUAUAUCAUUUUCUUUGCUCUGCGUUUGUGAACUUACAUUUGAAAAGAACUUCCUUUUAGCGAUCAACAGUAGGUGCUAUACUACAUUAUUCACAUAUCUUAAAUAUCCAAGUUUGUUGUUCUAUGUGUUGUUUAAAGAAAAAAAAUACUUCGAUGUUGGCAUUGACUUGAGCUGCUGUUCUUUGUUUAAUAUUUGUUUAUUGUUGGCCCACAGAUCUGGUGAGACUAUUUCUUUGCUGAAUAACCAGAUUACUGAAAAAGGGGCCUUGUAAGAAUCACUGAACAAACUUUUAUUUUGUACUUUUCUGUUUGGCUUGCUGACUUUUAGGUUAUUUGCUGAGCGUGAAACGUUUGUCAAAACUAAAUGAUGAUUAGCUAGUUCCGUUAGUCUAGAUAUUUGUUUCCUUAAAAAGGAUCUAUGACAACUGUGUCUUUAUUUGCUGUGUACAAAUAGAUGAUAUAUAUAUACAUAUAUAGUCUACAUUUGUUUUACAAUAUCUACUGUACUAUAUGAGUUGUCACUGUUCUUUUGUUUGAGCUUGUCUUUUUCAUAUGACAACUUAUUAUGAAGUGGUGGUUCAGUUACUUAGAAAAACUUGUGAGGAAACUGUUCAAUUGUUGUCAUGUUGCUUGUGGAGAAAAAAAAAGAUUUGGAUUAACUUUCAGUUAGCUGCCGCGGCAAAAGAAACCGAACAAAAGCUUAGAAUAUAACUGUAUUGGUUUAUUUAAUUAUCUAUUUUUUAACUAUUUAUUUUUCUAUUUAUUUAUAUUUAUUCUAUAUUUAUUAAUUGAUUGAUUUAUCUGUGUAUUUAUGUAUUUAUUUGUUUCAUUGUCUGUGUACUUGCGUGAUUCUGGUACAGGGAGGGGGCGUUUCUGAGCAAAAGGGAACAAAGCGACUAGUGGAGAGGCUCUUCCAGUAGUCCACUGCACUGAGAGAACUUUUAGUACGUUUGUGCUUUGUACCAAUAUAUCAAAAUUACAAUAUAAAAAAUCUAAAAGUCAAGAAAACUGAAAAAAAUGUCUGGAGGGUUGGGGGACGCUCUUCCCUUAUUACUAGAAACAGUUACUCGCUAUGCAUAACCUAGUUAAUAGUUAAAUUUGCUAUUGCUUUUUUCUUGUCUUGUUAAACUAAAAUCUUUAGAUCUUUUUCAAUAAAGUUUAGUCUUAAUAGAAUGUUAUAAACAGUCGUUCUGGUUCAAUAUAACCUGUGAUAAGUUUGUGUAGUUCUAAAAAGCCACUCCGUCCACACCCUCCCUCCACUUACUACCGCUUUGUGAUGAAACCUUUAUGCAAAAAUGUGGGUCUGAAAGCAUAGUUUUCAGUUUUCAGUGAAACAUUUUCUAGAACAUUCAGCUCUUGGAGGCUUGGGCAGAUACACAUUUGGAUAAAAGGAGCAAAUGCCCAUUGUUGUUUGAGGGUCAUUCAUUGCACUGGACUAAAUCUGUCAAAAAUCACUGAAGAGUCAAAAAGUUAUUUUUAAAAAGAUUCAUCAUGUUUUCAAAUGACAUACCAACAAAUCUUUAACAAAGGAGAAAUUGUUACCAUUGCACACCGACUGCUCUUUACAGCAGUUGUUGCUAUACUUAAAGAAGUACUCUGGAGGUAUGAAAAGGGAUUGUACCGACUCUAUAUUUUAUAUACUCUAAUAUGAUAUAUAUUAUAUAUUUUGAAAGGUGAAAUGUAAGGGAAUGGUUCCAGAAGUAUAGGUAUACAGAAUUGGAUUUUUUUGUUGUUUGUUGUUAAGACUUGAAAACAUGAAGGAGGUGUGUGGAGAGCAUUAUAAACACUCAGAGGCAUGCUCGCAUUAAGUACACACUCCUCUCUCACACCUCAGUCAUCUGACAGGCCGGGUCAUCUGCUAUCAUCAUUAUUAACCAGUCAUCAUCUGUGCCAUCCUAUCACAUAGUUUUCUAACGUCAUAAUGGCAACAAAUCAACCAAUACACCAACCCACCCAUCCACCAACCAACCAACCAACCAACCUACCAACCAACCAGACCCCGUCAUGCUCCCUGCCGCCGUCGGGAGCUUGAAUUAUGCAACGACCCCAGUAGAAUGUUGUUCUGUUGUGUGAACUUAUUUCCUACUCCGUGUGACUUUUGAACUCUUACGAUGCGUGCCUGUGUUCCGCCUAGACCCUGUGUGCAGGAGUGUGUGUGUGUAAGGGUGCGUGUGCGCGGGGCAUGUAUGCAUGUUUGUGUGCAUGUUUCUUUCUGUAACAGUGUGUGUGUUUGUCUCCAUAUGUUUGUAAGCGUGGAGUACAUCCAGGUGUGUGUAUGCACUGUAUACUCAUAUGUUAAGUGUUUGUGAUUAUUUGUGUGUGACUGUACAUUUGGGUCUGUUUAGUGCACAUAUACAGUAAACAAAUGUAUGUGUGUGUCUCCCUGAAUGAAUGUGGCAGAGAUAGCCAGCGUGGUUGAGCAAAUGGUGUGUAUGUGUGUGUGUGUGUGUGUGUGUGAGUGCACGUGUGUGUGUGUGAAAGUGUUUGCAUGUCAGGGUGUUUGAAACAUGGGGCUGCGUCACCUCGCUCUAUGCCCGACCCCUAUGGCUCACACCAUCCCCUGUAGCGCCUUAUAAUGGCAGCCUGCCAGUAGGAACAACGCAGCCAGUAGUGGAGGAGGGAAGGUGAACAGAGGAACUCGGCUCUUCUUGUCAGUUUUCAUUUUUUCCUCCUGAGACGUGUUUGUUUACUAUCUGAAAAAUCUAUAAACGAAAUCUUUAAAGACAAAAAAGACGAAAAAAUGUUCACGGGGCCUCAUGACCGCGGCUCUCUCUACUCUCUCCUGCUUAUGUUAUUACUUAACAAUUAUCAAUGAUGAUUAUUAUGAUUAUUAUUACUAUUAUUCUUAGUAUUCUUAUUCUUAUUAUUAAUCCAAUUACUGCGAUGAAUGACUUCAUGUUAUCCUUGCUAGUUUAGGUCAUUUCUGAAACUGGAAACAAAAAUAAAAAUCUUGCUGUAAAUGUUUGUUUUUUCUUUUUCAUAAAACUGUUGUGUUUGAAUUAUUUGUACUUUUGAAUGUUGGGACAAUAAAAUGAGGUGUUAAGAGCUUG
Messenger RNA from Xyrichtys novacula (pearly razorfish), 75440 nucleotides. NCBI's taxonomy places the organism in Eukaryota, Metazoa, Chordata, Actinopteri, Labriformes, Labridae. The record is from the annotation of a GenBank genome assembly.